CAGGCCAAUCCCUCAAAAUAUGGUUUGGGGCAUCAGAGUUGCGAGGUGGAAGAGUUGUGGGACAAGCCCAGCGAGGAAGAGGAAACUCUGUACGGCAUGCCUCCCCCCUGCACCCCCCGGCAGAUGAAACGCAUGUCGGGGAAACACCAGAAGAACAGCCAAGGCCAGGGCAGGUCGGCUGGACGCUUUCCUAACAAAGGUAAGUUAGGGGGUAAGAUGGAGGCAGUGGUCACAUAGUCCGAGGUAGAGAGGACGGGUGUAGUGUGGUAAACAUGUCAGGCAAACGCCAGAGGAACAGCCAGGGCAGGUCAUCUGGACGCUCUCCCACCGGACACUCUCCUUACAAGGGUAAGAGAUAAAUAUAUAUUAGAUAAACCCACUCUACCUGUUAGGGUAACUGCAACCAACAUAGUGGCCGGCAUUUGGAACGAGUCAGUAGCAGUGAGUAAAGUAACCACAGCGAGUGGAUUUUCUUGAGGGGUAAAGGUUCUGUUAUUGGGUUUUCCUCUCUGUAUCUCAGCAGACAAGCAGACGGCCCCCUCCAGCCCAUCCCAGCCCAACCACAACAGCCCCAGAGAAGGGGCCGAGCAAGACCGAGACCAAGACGCCCACCUUCAGCCCCCGGAGGCCGAGCAACAUAACUACAAGUUGGACAAGAAAGAGACCGACCCUUCUGAGGGGAUCCAAAUAAACGUAAACAAACAAACUGAGGAUCAACAACACAGCUACAAACAGGGUAAAAAACAACGCGCCACCCAGCGUUCCAGUGAGAGAGACCACAAGAAGACCUUCGACGGUUCCUUCAUGCUGGACCCGCUCUCCAAGACCUCCAUCCCCUUUGGUGGAGGCUCAGCCCUCAACAUGGACCCCAGGAAACCCUACCUGUCACUGGGCUGCGGCAGCGGCAAGCUCCUGGUCACUAUGCCUCACCCCAUGGCCCAUCGCACCCAUCGCCAGACUUCCCGUACAGACUGCCCCGCUGAUAGACUCAAGUUCUUUGAAACGCUAAGGUUGUUAUUGAAGCUCACGUCCAUGUCGUCCAAGAAGAAGGAGAAGGAGCAGCGAGGUCUGGAGAACACGGCCCAGAACAAUGAGGUAUUUGACUGAUUUAUUUCUAUAUUUGUUUAUUCAUUUAUUUAUUACUGGUAUAUAUUUUUAUCUCGCUCUCUCUCCAAACACGCAGGUGGUGUGGCUGGAGCUCCAGGCGUGGCACGCGAGACGCUCCGUCAAUGACCAGGACCUGUUCCUGUUCACAGCUCGUCAGGCCAUCCCAGACAUCAUCAACGAGGUGCUCCACUUCAAGGUCAACUACUACAUCCUGAGCCCCAGCACCGUUGGCCUGGGGAUGGGGGUAGGAGUGGGAGUACCAGGGGCAUCUCCAGACCAGGGGGCCCAGAGGACUCUAGUGUUCACAGAGCCAGGCUGUGGAGGUCCAGGCCUGGAGCCCAAGCAGAGGACUCCAACACAGGGCUCAGAGACUGUUUCUGGGGAGGAAAGGGACUCUAACCAGAUUGCUGCUGGUGGAGCUCCAGAAACUAACCACGCUGUUUCAGUCAACCCGUGGGGCUUCAGCGCCUGCCCAUCCUCGGCGGUAGACGCGGCGGCCCCCCUGGGCUCAGGGGCGGGGUACAGGGAGCAUCUCCAGCGCCAGCGGCUGGCCUUCGAGCAGGUGAAACGGGUGAUGGAGCUGCUGGAGUCAGUAGAGGCUCUGUACCCGUCCCUGCAGACCCUCCAGAAGGACUAUGAGAAGUACGCGGCCAGGGACUUCCAGGGCAGGGUGCAGGCACUCUGUCUCUGGCUCAACAUCACACAGGUACAGUUUUUACUGCAUGCACAUUGAAAGUAAUACCAGUAGCUGGGCAAUGGGAACAGGAUUGUCCUCUCAAUAGCCAAACAAUCCCUUUUUUUGUGGUUCUGUGGUGGCUCAGUUGGUAAUGCAGGGUGCUUGCAACACCAGGAUCAUGGGUUUGACCAAUACAAAAACAUGUAACCAAUACGACUGCGAAAAUGUUUGAAUAAAAGCGUCUGCUAAGUGGCAUAUAUUUGUUAUUAUCACUUAGGAUCUGAACCAGAAGCUGCGUGUCAUGGCCACUGUCCUCGGCCUCCGGGACCUCUCCCGUAUCGGCUGGCCUGUCUUCGAGAUCCCCUCGCCACGUUGUUCCCGCGGCGACGAAGACGAGGGUGAAGAUGAGGAGGAGAACGACUCCACGGCAACCUUCACCGCUGGCGACAGCGACGGAGAGGACCGGGACCUAGUGGAGGAGGGGGGAACGGACGAGCCCCGAGGGGGCGAGAAGAUGGGUGAGCCAGGAGAGGGAGAGCUCUCCCCCUGUUUGUCUCCUAAAUUCCCCCACUUACUAUCCGAACACAAAUUCCUCCCAGCGGCCGGGACUGGGACUAUAGAGGUGGUGUCAGGGGGAACAGGGACAGGAGGGAUAUACUGUCCCACAGCCAUCUACAGACCCUUUGUAGAUAAGGCCUUGAAACAGAUGGGGCUGAGGAAACUGAUCCUGAGGCUACACAAGCUGAUGGACCCCUCCCUCCAGAGGUCCCGGGCAGCCCUGCUCAGCCACAUGCCUGCACAGGAGGUAAGAGAGCGAGAGUUGCCAUACUGUUUUAAUGCGGUAUCCAGAUUGUCAUACCUUCAUACCGACCUUGUGCCAUACCGGGAUAUUCGGUAAUACCAGCACUGAACACGAGGUGCUAUUUUCAAACCCCACUGAUCUUUUGUUAUCCGAAGGUAAGCAAUGCUAACAAGUACAUGUAAAAUCACAUAGAGAAUGCUAACAAGCACAUUGCAAACAUUUUCUACAGUCUCUGACCUAAAGUAUUUCCAGGACAGACAUCCCAGCUCAUAAAGUUAUACGUUAUAAGUUAAGUAACAGAAAAAUGCUGCUCACAGUUUGCUGCACAAAACAAAUAUUAGCCAACUUAAUAGUUAUAAGAUAUAUAGCUGGCAAACAUUUAUACUGAACAAAAAUAUAAUCGCAACAUGCAACAAUUUCAAAGAUUUUACUGAGUUACAGUUCAGAUAAGGAAAACAGUCAAUUGAAAUAUAUGCAUUAGGCCCUAAUCUAUGGAUUUCAAAUGACUGGGAAGGGGCGCAGCCAUGGGUGAGCCUGGGAGGGCAUAGACCCACCCACUGGGGAGCCAGGCCCAGCCAAUCAGUAAGAGUUUUCUCCCCCUCAAAAGAGCUUUAUUACAGACAGAAAUACUCCUCAGUUUCAUCAGCUGUCCGGGUGGCUGGUCUCAGACAAUCCCGCAGGUGAAGAAGCCUGAUGUGGAGGUCCUGGGCUGAUGUGGUUACACGUGGUCUGCGGUUGUGUGGCCGUUUGGACGUACUGCCAAAUUCUCUAAAACGAUGUUGGAGGCAGCUAAUGGUAGAGAAAUGAACAUUCAAUUCUCUGGCAGCAGCUCUGGUGGACAUUCCUGCAGUGAGCAUGCCAAUUGCACGCUCCCUCAACUUGAGACAUCUGUGGCAUUGUGUUGUGACAAAACUGCACAUUUUAGUGGCCUUCUAUUGUCCCCAGCACAAGGUGCACAUGUGUAAUGAUCAUGCUGUUUAAUUAGCUUCUUGAUAUGCCACACCUGUCAGGCAAAGGAGGAACGCUCACUAACAGGGAUGUAAACACAUUUGUGCACAAAAUUUGAGAGAGAGAAGCUUUUUGUGCUUAUGUAAAAUUUCUGGAAUCUUUCAUUUCAGCUCAUGAUACACGUGACCAACACUUUACAUGUUGCAUUUAUAUUUUUGUUCAGUAUAGUUGUAAAUUCCAUGCUUUAACUACAUCACCUGACGCGUGCUGUACAACAGUGGGUGACUCACAAGGCUCCGGUCUAUUGUCGUUGUGUGCUUGUAAACAAACACCAUGUGACUGGGGACUACCGGGAAGUUUCAUAAUGAAAAAUUAUGUGACCGGUGAAAUGAAGAACGCAAUCGUCUUUAUCUUCUAACAUAUUGAACAAGUUGACUGCAGGUAUUUACUUAGAAAGUAGCUACAAAUAUUCAAAUGUAUAAAACAAAAUCAUAGUUUUGACGGUAUUGAAAAACCAUCCCGCAGGUGUUGGAUAUUGAAUGAGAGAACUCUGCACACUGCAAUCGAUUCUCCUGACAACUUCUCUCAUAGGUCUUCACCGGGUCUCGAAACAUUGAGUGGUUGAAAGGUUGUCGUCAAUUAACUACAUGGAUUGCAGUGUGGAGUCCCUAUCUAUGGAUUUCACACUAUCAUACCCAUCCAUACUGUGCAGGAUCAGAUAUUCACAUUGUCCUUUCCAUCACAGUUCCAGCAACUAUAGCGGAUGGUCCUUGCUAUCCGGGAUCCUUGGGACGACCCUACCCCCCAUUGAAGUUGACAUUUAAAAUGGUUAAGGUUAGGUAAGGGUUAAGGUUAGGUUACACCUCGAUCACACCGAUAGCGUCAUGAAUUAGUCCCUGAUUUAAUUUUUAAUAAGGCUUAAUGGAGGUCGUUCUUCUAGUCUUCUCCAUCACAUCUGGGAAAGCAAAUAUGAAUGCCAAUCAUGCAAUCUUUUUUUGCACAAUCACAAAUGACCCUCAUUCAUACAUAAUUACAGUUAAAUUGAUUUCCAACAAAGCUGCCACUGCACUGCAAGGUCCAUUGGCAACUACGGUGUGCUGGUUGAAAAACAGUUCACCACAUACUCAACUUGUAAACAGCAAGAGAUUUAAGCUAGAAAUGUACACUGCUCUUGUUAGGGAUAUUUGGAAACAUUUUCUUCACAGUUGACCAGUCGAAUUGACCAGUUGAAUAGUCAAGAGGUUUGGGAAACUGCAUUCCACUAUGCUUACCUCAUCACGCCGUCCUCACCCUCUCCUGCUCUGUAGUUUGCCGACAUGCUAACCUCUCUGUGUAUUGUGUGUUUUGUAUGCGUGACUACCCCUAGUUCACGGACUUCCCAGACCCCAUGCUGUACAGUGACUACCUACCAGAGCUGUCCCGCCACCUGUCCUCCUGUAGCGCCCCCUGUGGCCCGGAGCUGGGGGCGGACCAGGUCUCUUGGGAGGAGCUGCUGGACAUGGACCUCCCCUCGUUCCGACCUGCCUUCCUGGUCCUGUGCCGGGUCCUGCUGAACGUGAUACACGAGUGCCUUAAACUGAGACUGGAGCAGAGACCUGCAGGGGAGCCUUCACUGCUCAGCAUCAAACAGGUCAGCAGGCACACUGUUUUGCUAUCUCUAUUGUCGGAUUCACUCUAUUGGGCCAACCAGAACAGUACUGUGCUGGCUCAGAUAUUUUCCUUUAAAGCACAGUUCUAUCGUCUAUGGUGGAUGUGUAACCAGGCCAGCCUAUUACAGCUUGGCUUGAUGCCCAUGCUAACCGGAGUCUCCAUCUGUCCUGUAGUUGGUGCGUGAAUGUAAGGAGGUGUUGAAAGGUGGUCUCCUGAUGAAGCAGUAUUACCAGUAUAUGCUGACGGGGCUGGUCACAGACCCCCAGGGACUCCAGACCAACGCCAACAUAGACGAGUUCGAGGACGACCUCCACAAGAUGCUGAUGGUAAGACAGACCUACUGAGUCAGGAUUAGUGUUGCAAAAUUCCCCGGUUUCCAGAAAUCCUGGUUGGAAGAUUCCAGGGGUUAUGAGGAAAUAAGCAGGAAAUCCAGGAAUCCUCCAACCAGGAUUUCUGGGAAACCAGAUCAUUUUUGGAAAGUUACAACCUAGACAGAAUCAUCAUGAAAUGAUAAUAAGGCAUAAUAAGGGGGUCAUACAUGCUUAUGUCAAGUCUUAUAAUGCAUUAUAACUGCACCAUAACAUAGAGGAGAUGGAGAAGGACCUCCACAAGAUGCUGGCUGUAACACAGACGAGCUACUGAGUACUAAACUGUAGAAGAUGCAGUGGAUCAUUGGAUCUCCACUGAACGUACUGUUUAGUCCUGGAAUAAGUUCAACCUGUGUCUGGGAAAUGGGGCCCUAAACCAUUGAAAUGUGCAUUGAUCAAAGUGUGUGCAUCGUGCAGAGACUCUCUUCAAUCCCAUCUUCCUGUACCUUAGCUUCUCUGUAUGGUGUAGAAUUACCCCAGAGUUUACUUCCUGUACCUUAGCUUCUCUGUAUGGUGUAGAAUUACCCCAGAGUUUACUUCCUGUACCUUAGCUUCUCUGUAUGGUGUAGAAUUACCCCAGAGUUUACUUCCUGUACCUUAGCUUCUCUGUAUGGUGUAGAAGUACCCCAGAGUUGACUGAGCUCAGAGAGUACAGCUUCUGCAUCAUGAUCCUUUAACCAGGGGAAGUUACACCCUAUGGGCCCUGGUCAAAAUAAGUGCACUAAAUAGUUUUAAUGUCACAUGCACAAGUACAGUGAAAUGCCUUUCUUGCAAACUCAAAUCCCAACGAUGCAGUAGUCAAUGUAAUACUAGAAGAAAUAUGAAGAACACAAUAAGUAAGUAAGCAUAUUAUAUACAGGGUCAGUUCCAAUACCAUAUUUACAAUGUGCAGGGAUACUGGAGUGAUGGAGGUAGAUACAGUAGGGGAAAAAAGUAUUUAGUCAGCCACCAAUUGUGCAAGUUCUCCCACUUAAAAAGAUGAGAGAGGCCUGUAAUUUUCAUUUUACAUUACAUUUACAUUACGUUCAACCUAUCCAGAGCGAUCAUAGGUACACCAAUAUGACAGACAAUGAAAAAAAAUUCCACAAAAUCACGUAGGAUUUCUAAUGAAUUUAUUUGCAAAUUAUGGUGGAAAAUAAGUAUUUGGUCAAUAACAAAAGUUUCUCAAUACUUUGUUAUAUACCCUUUGUUGGCAAUGACACAGGUCAAACGUUUUCUCUAAGUCUUCACAAGGUUUUCACACACUGUUGCUGGUAUUUUGGCCCAUUCCGCUAUGCAGAUCUCCUCUAGAGCAGUGAUGUUUUGGGGCUGUCGCUGGGCAACACAGACUUUCAAUUCCCUCCAAAGAUUUUCUAUGGGGUUGAGAUCUGGAGACUGGCUAGGCCACUCCAGGACCUUGAAAUGCUUCUUACGAAGCCACUCCUUCGUUGCCCGGGCGGUGUGUUUGGGAUCAUUGUCAUGCUGAAAGACCCAGCCACGUUUCAUCUUCAAUGCCCUUGCUGAUGGAAGGAGGUUUUCACUCAAAAUCUCACGAUACAUGGCCCCAUUCAUUCUUUCCUUUACACGGAUCAGUCGUUCCUGGUCCCUUUGCAGAAAAACAGCCCCAAAGCAUGAUGUUUCCACCCCCAUGCUUCACAGUAGGUAUGGUGUUCUUUGGAUGCAACUCAGCAUUCUUUGUCCUCCAAACACGACGAGUUGAGUUUUUACCAAAAAGUUAUAUUUUGGUUUCAUCUGACCAUAUGACAUUCUCCCAAUCCUCUUCUGGAUCAUCCAAAUGCACUCUAGCAAACUUCAGACGGGCCUGGACAUGUACUGGCUUAAGCAGGUGGAAACGUCUGGCACUGCAGGAUUUGAGUCCCUGGCGGCGUAGUGUGUUACUGAUGGUAGGCUUUGUUACUUUGGUCCCAGCUCUCCGCAGGUCAUUCACUAGGUCCCCCCUGUGUGGUUCUGGGAUUUUUGCUCACCAUUCUUGUGAUCAUUUUGACCCCACGGGGUGAGAUCUUGCGUGGAGCCCCAGAUCGAGGGAGAUUAUCAGUGGUCUUGUAUGUCUUCCAUUUCCUAAUAAUUGCUCCCACAGUUGAUUUCUUCAAACCAAGCUGCUUACCUAUUGCAGAUUCAGUCUUCCCAGCCUGGUGCAGGUCUACAAUUUUGUUUCUGGUGUCCUUUGACAGCUCUUUGGUCUUGGCCAUAGUGGAGUUUGGAGUGUGACUGUUUGAGGUUGUGGACAGGUGUCUUUUAUACUGAUAACAAGUUCAAACAGGUGCCAUUAAUACAGGUAACGAGUGGAGGACAGAGGAGCCUCUUAAAGAAGAAGUUACAGGUCUGUGAGAGCCAGAAAUCUUGCUUGUGUGUAGGUGACCAAAUACUUAUUUUCCACCAUAAUUUGCAAAUAAAUUCAUUAAAAAUCCUACAAUGUGAUUUUCUGGAUUUUUUUUCUCAAUUUGUCUGUCAUAGUUGACAUGUACCUAUGAUGAAAAUUACAGGCCUCUCAUCUUUUUAAGUGGGAGAACUUGCACAAUUGGUGGCUGACUAAAUACUUUUCCCCCCCCACUGUAUGUAUAGGGGUAAGGUGACUAGGUAUCAGCAGCUUGUAUGUGAGUGGGUGUGUGUGUAGAGUUGGUAUAAAUAUGGCCCUGUGAGUGUGCAUAGAGACGGUGCAAAAAGAAAAGGUCAAUAAAGAUGCAAGGUAAAGGCUGAUAGUCGUUAUAGUAUAGAAGUAGAUCUAGAUAUACAGUAGAUAGUCUGUGUAGCUGUUUAUUUACCAGUCUUAUUGCUUGGGGGAUAGAAGCUGUUCAAGAGCCUGUUGGUGCCAGACUUGAUGCUCCGGUACCGCUUGCCGUGCGGAAGCAGAGAGAAUAGUCUAUGGCUUGGGUGGUUGGAGUCUUUAACAAUUUUCCGGUCUUUCCCUCCACACCGCCUGAUUAAGAUGUCCUGGAUGGCAGGGAGCUCGGCCCCAUUGAUGUACUGGGCUGUCCCCCCCGUUUCCUGUAGUCCACAACCAGCUCCUUGGUCUUACUGACGUUGAGGGACAGGUUGUUGUUCCGGCACCACACUGCCAGGUCUCUGACCUCCUCACUAUAGGCUGUCUCAUCGUCGCCGGUGAUCAGGCCUACCACCGUUGUGUCGUCAGCAAACUUGAUGGUUUUGGAGUUGUGCGUGGCCACGCAGUGGUGGGUGAACAGGGAGUACAGGAGGGUCUAAGCACGCACCCCUGAGGGGCCCCCGUGUUGAGGUUCAGCGUGGUGGAAGUGUUGUUUCCUACCUUCACCACCUGGGGGCGGACCGUCAGGAAGUCUAGGAUCCAGUUGCACAGGGAGGCGUUCAGACCCAUGUAGUCAAUGAACAGCAUACUCACAUAGGUAUUCCUCUUAUCUAGGUGGGUGAGGGCAAUGUGGAGAGCAAUUGAGAUUGCGUCAUCUAUGGAUCUGUUGGGGCGGUAUGUAAAUUGGAGUGGGUCUAGGGUGUCUGGGAUGAUGGAGUUAAUGUGUGCCAUAACCAGCCUCUCAAUGCACUUCAUGAUUACAGAUGUGAGUGCUACAGGGCGGUAGUCAUUGUGGCAUGAAGCCUUAGAGUUCUUGGGGACAGGAAUGAUGGCGGUCAUUUUAAAAUGUGGGGAUUACAGACUGGGACAAGGAGAGGUGAAUAUGCCUGCCAGCUGUUCUGCGCAUGCUCUGAGAAUGCGCCCUGGAAUACCGUCGGGCCUUGCUGGUGUUGACCUGAUUUAAAGACCUUUCUCACGUCGGCCUCCGAGAGCGAGAUCACCCAAUCCUGUGGGUCGGUGACCGCCCUCACACCAGGCACGAUGUUGUCAAUGCGUGCAUAAAAUUCAUUGAGUUUGUCUGGUAGAGAGGCAUCGUUGGGCAGAUCACUGCUGGGUCUUCCUUUGUAAUCCGUAAUUGACUGUAGCCCCUGCCACAUGCAGCGGGUGUUGGAGCCUGUGUAAUAUGAUUCCACCUUAUUCCUAUAUUGUCCUUUUGCUUGUUUGAUGACUCUGCGGAGGUCGUAGUGGGACUUCUUCUACUUGUUCCUGUCCUCAGCCGUAGCCUCAGGGUUGUCUGCGAUAGCUCGGUGUGCGGUAGCCCUGAGUUUAGCGCCAAACUUGGUGUUAAUCCAGGGCUUUUGAUUGGGGAAGCAGCGAACUUCCUGUUUGAGUUUCUGCUUGUAAACAGGAAGCAGGAGUACAUGAUCUGAUUUUCCGAAUGGCGGAUGAGGGAGGGCCUUGUAUGCUUGCUUGUUGGUAGAAUAACAGUGGUCUAGGACUUUAUCGCCCCUAGGGAAUAAAUAGGGUGCCGUUUGGGACUCUACCAGAUUAGGGAGGUAUACUGUAUGAGAGGCUUGUGUGUCUCUCUGGAUAGCUGGCCAGUACCCAUGACUGAGGCUCAAAGGUAUAGCUCCUGGUAAAUCUACUUGAGAACACUGUGUGCUGAUUUGUGGAGUGAGUGUGUUUUAACCAAUCACUACAAAGCUGAAGCAGCACAUGGUAGGGGUGUGGUAGGAAUUGGCUUCAGUCAGUCACUGAUUACUUCUCAGGAAUUUGAGUCUGAACAGACUGCCGGCCGGUAGUCUGAUAGAAACCUGAUAAAACACGAAGUUCCUGAAUUCCAAGAAGGCUCAGAACCACAGCACUAUCAGGGUCAAAGUCUAGUCUACCGCCUGCUGCCAGCACUCAAAGCUUUACUUUAGGAAUAUCACAACCCUGCCCUGCAGAGCACAGGGGCUUGGAGUGCAGAGCAGAGGGGCUUGGAGUGCAGAGCAGAGGGGCUUGGAGUGCAGAGCAGAGGGGCUUGGAGUGCAGCGCAGAGGGGCUUGGAGUGCAGCGCAGAGGGGCUUGGAGUGCAGAGCAGAGGGGCUUGGAGUGCAGAGCAGAGGGGCUUGGAGUGCAGAGCAGAGGGGCUUGGAGUGCAGAGCAGAGGGGCUUGGAGUGCAGAGCAGAGGGGCUUGGAGUGCAGAGCAGAGGGGCUUGGAGUGCAGAGCAGAGGGGCUUGGAGUGCAGAGCAGAGGGGCUUGGAGUGCAGAGCAGAGGGGCUUGGAGUGCAGAGCAGAGGCGCCUGCAGAGCAGAGGCGCUUGCAGAGGCGCCUGCAGAGCAGAGGCGCUUGCAGAGGGGCCUGCAGAGCAGAGGGGCCUGCAGAGCAGAGGGGCUUGCAGAGGGGCCUGCAGAGCAGAGGGGCUUGCAGAGGGGCCUGCAGAGCAGAGGGGCUUGCAGAGGGGCCUGCAGAGCAGAGGGGCUUGCAGAGGGGCCUGCAGAGCAGAGGGGCUUGCAGAGGGGCCUGCAGAGCAGAGGGGCUUGCAGAGGGGCCUGCAGAGCAGAGGGGCCUGCAGAGCAGAGGGGCCUGCAGAGCAGAGGGGCCUGCAGAGCAGAGGGGCUUGCAGAGCAGAGGGGCCUGCAGAGCAGAGGGGCCUGCAGAGCAGAGGGGCCUGCAGAGGAGAGCAGAGGGGCUUGGAGAGCAGAGCAGAGGAGAGCAGAGGGGCUUGGAGAGCAGAGGAGAGCAGAGGGGCUUGCAGAGGGGCUUGCAGAGCAGAGGAGAGCUGAGGGGCUUGCAGGGCAGAGGAGAGCCGAGGGGCUUGCAGGGCAGAGGAGAGCCGAGGGGCUUGCAGGGCAAAGGAGAGCCGAGGGGCUCGCAGGGCAGAGGAGAGCCGAGGGGCUCGCAGGGCAGAGGAGAGCCGAGGGGUCGCAGGGCAAGAGGAGAGCCGAGGGGCUCGCAGGGCAGAGGAGAGCCGAGGGGCUCGCAGGGCAGAGGAGAGCCGAGGGGCUCGCAGGGCAGAGGAGAGCCGAGGGGCUCGCAGGGCAGAGGAGAGCCGGGGGGCCUGCAGGGCAGAGGAGAGCAGGGGGGCCUGCAGGGCAGAGGAGAGCAGGGGGGCCUGCAGGGCAGAGGAGAGCAGGGGGGCCUGCAGGGCAGAGGAGAGCAGGGGGGCCUGCAGGGCAGAGGAGAGCAGGGGGGGCUGCAGGGCAGAGGAGAGCAGGGGGGCCUGCAGGGCAGAGCAGGGGGGCCUGCAGGGCAGAGCAGGGGGGCCUGCAGAGCAGAGCAGAGGGGCUUGCAGAGCAGAGAGGCCAAUACAAUAAGAAUGACCGCAGAGGAUUAAUAUAUUCCCCAGUAUCUCUGGAAAGGAGCAUCAAGUUCAUCACCGUGCACUUUCACCAUCCUGUAGCCUAAACUGCAUGCUUUUCCAAGUCGCAGUGGGAGGACAACACAACAUAGCAUCGAGUGACUACAAAUUUACCUCGACAUGAUGGUUAUUCUAUCAACAAUUGCGCAAUAAAUUGUUUCCACCGCAAUUCGUCGCAUAGUUUAAUUUUACCAACACAAAAAGAUCCCACCAUGUCGAACGAAGAAAUUGUCUGUCGACAUUUAUGAAAUCGUACCGACACUUCCUGUUUCCAUCACAGCUGUCAUGAUUUUUUUAUACAGCAUGACUUACUGGAAUAUAAACUGUGGAUAGAAACGUGGUUACUGGCACGUGACAAUCAUAUGGUGGAGAAACCAUGCAAAGCUAUUGUCAAAACACACAUUUAGGAACUGGAUUUGAUUAUCACGUCUCAAACUUGAGACGAAACUAACUGCUGCAUGCACCUUUUUAUUUAAAUGAAUAACAUUGGAAAUACACCUACCUGUAGGUAGGCAAAAAGAUCCACUUAGCUGAUGAUCACCACACAUUCAUCCCUCUGUCUGCAGGUGUACUUUGACUACAUGCACAGCUGGAUCCGGAUGCUGCAGCAGCUUCCCCAGGCCUCCCACAGCCUGAAGAACGUUCUGGAGGAAGGAGUGGAACUUUACCAAGGUCAUCACCCCCUACAUCAGAGGAGGGGAGGCUCAGUCAGGGAAACUCUUCUGGUUAGUGUUUGACUGAUUUUUGUUUCUUUGUUCUAUUGUAUCUCUUAUCUCAUUUUGAGCAUCUAUACUCCUUGGAAGCAUCCAACUUGCUCCCUCUUCAACACUGUGUUUAGUUAGCUCAGCUUGGCUAAAGAUCCCACCCUGCCUCUUCUCUCUCAGUGAUAUUGCUGGGAUGCUGCUCAAGUCCACUGGGGACUUCCUGGACGCGGGCCUGCAGAGGAGUGGUGAUGAAUUCUGGGAAAGUGCCGACGAUAGUACAGCCUCAGACGAGAUCAGGUAUGUCUUAUUUUAUGUUUUAGAUAGUAGGAACUGCCAGGGACCUCACGAUACGAUAUUAUCACCAUACUUAGGUGCCGAUACAAUAUGUAUUGCAAUUCUCUCUAAUUUUAUUGUGAUUUUAUGUUCCAAACAUAUUGCUCAUUAUAUAGGUCUGCUGCAGAGAGACGAGAGCGUAUGAGAAAAUGGAUUUUGAUCAGUGAUGGAAAUAAAAGUGCUGAAAACCUUGUUGGCUCACUAUUUUAAAAGAAUAUGGAGAACAAGGUAAAGGAUGAAAAAUACAGGCGUUUUGGUUCAGCCGACUAGCGCAACCUAGCAAAAAGUAUAUACACAGAGUAUACAAAAUGUUAAGGACACCUGCUCUUUCCAUGACAUAGACUGACCAGGUGAAUCCAGGUGAAAGCUAAGACCCCUUAUUGAUGUCACUUGUUAAAUCCACUUCAAUCAGUGUAGAUGAAGGGGAGGAGACAGGUUAAAGAAGGAUUUUUAAGCCUUGAGACAAUUGAGACAUGGAUUGUGUGUGUGUGCCAUUCAGAGGGUGAAUGGGCAAGAUGUAAUAUUGAAGUGCCUUUGAAUGGGGUAUGGAAGUAGGUGACAAGUUUGUGUCAAGAACUGCAACCCUGCUGGGUUUUUCACGCUCAACAGUUUCCCGUGUGUAUCAAGAAUGGUCCACCACCCAAAGAACAUCCAGCCAACUUGACACAACUGUGGGAAGCAUCGGAGUCAACAUGGGCCAGCAUCCAUGUGGAACGCUUUCGACACCUUGUAGAAUCCAUGCCCCAACGAAUUGAGGCUGUUCUGAGGGUAAAAGGGGUUGGGGUGCAACUCAAUAUUAGGAAGGUGUUCCUAAUGUUUGGUAUACUCAGUGUAUAUAUAUAGAUUUAUACAACAGGUGGGUCUAAUCCUGAAUGCUGAUUUGGUUAAAACCACAUUCCAGCCGGAGUCUAUUCCACAAGUUACCAACGGCUAAAUCUAUGACGUUAAAAUGCCUAUUUACUCUGUUCCAGCUGACUGCGCAAUCCACUGUCUCAUCAGCCCAGCCAGGCAAUUUAUAAACUUGAUCUCCACUAUAAAAAAGCGUCUAGACAUUAUCUCAUUUCUUUUAGACUAACAUUUAGCUUUCAACAACGGAGAUUUGUAUAAACUUUGUCUGUCUCUCCAACAUUUGCAACAUUGUUUAAAUAUUCAAAUUUGAUCUCCAGCUGUCCCAUGAACGUGUCGGGAGUGGGGAUGAUAUAUACAAAGAACUAUCAAUAGAAAACAGGUAAAACGAAACGAAGUGCAGCUAGUCUGCAGUCUUUCCAGCUUCAGUUUGAAGUGAUUUGUGUUGUUGGCUAGCUCCUCUGAACAACAGUGUCCUGACGAGAGAGCACAUUUUCUAUGCCAGGAGAAAUCGUGCAUCAUUAGCUCAUUGUUAUGGAUGUAUCUAAAUAAAUGUCACUAGAAAACAGCUUAAACAAACACAAUUGCAGUUACUUUGCUGUUAUUCUGGCUGCACUGUUUGACGUAACUGUAAAUUAGCCGUAGUUGGCUAGCUAGCAAGCAAGGGAUAAGAACGUUGCCAGCCAGUAUGCCAAUGGAACAUUUAGAACGAAAGACUGGGUCGCGUCCAUAGAUACAGAACAAAAAGACUGAAUGACUGGGUCGCGUCUCUGGCAGCCAAACCGAUAGAACGAACAACCAGCCGGCUUGGGUAGCAACCCUAGAUUUGUGUUGGGACUAUAUCUUGUGGAAGGAUGAAAUAGUAUGAAUAAAGUCAUCAAAAUAACGUUUUUAAUGAAAAUAUGUCAACCAUUAUUUGAAUAUGUUGGUAACCCGUUGUAUAAAAGUGAUAACGUCCUCGAAGCCAGUGUUUGGUGGAUAUAUUGGCACAGUUUGCCUCGACAUCGUCUUGGGCCUAACAACACCUGUGCCAACAUAUCCUUCAAACACCAGCUUCUCGGGCAUUAUCACUUAACUAUAGCCUAGCAUUCUUCACAGCAUUUAGAGUCAUAUACAAUACAUAAUUGACUUCUAAAACAGUGUGUAACAGUUUCACAUGCAAUCGCUCAGACCGUGUAAAGAUCAAUAUAAAAGCUGUGAGGUGCCUGUUUCUCAAACUAGACACUAAUAUAUUUGUCUUGCUCAGUUAUGCACCGGGGCCUCCCACUCCCCCAGUUUUCAGCUGUGCUAACAUAAUUGCAAAAGGGUUUUCUAAUGAUCAAUUAGCCUUUUAAAAUUAUAAACUUGGAUUAGCAAACACAACGUGCCAUUGGAACAUAGGACUGAUGGUUGCUGAUAAUGGGCCUCUGUACGCCUAUGUAGAUAUUCCAUAAAAAAACUGCAAUUUCCAGCUACAAUAGCCAUUUACAACAUUAACAAAUGUCUACACUGUAUUUCUGAUCAAUUUGAUGUUGUUUUAAUUGACAAAUAAAUUGCUUUUCUUUUGAAAACAAAUACAUUUCUAAGUGACCCCAAACUUUUGAAUGGUAGUGUGUGUGUGUAUGUAUGUAUAUAUAUAUAUAUAUAUAUAUAUAUAUAUAUAAUAUGAAAUUAUUGCAUAUUGCAUUUAUAUUUUUGUUCAAUAUAUAUAUAUAUAUAUAUAUAUAUAUACUGAACAAAAAUAUAAAUGCAAUAUGCAAUAAUUUCAAAGAUUUUACUGGGUUACAGUUCAUAUAAGGAAAUCAGUCAAUUGAAAUAAAUGUAAUUAGGCCCUAAUCUAUGGAUUUCACAUGCCUGGGCAGGGAUGGAGCCAUGGGUGGGCAUAGGCCCAGCCUGACUCCGGUAAGACAAGGGGUGGCGGUCUGUGUAUAUUUGUAAACAACAGCUGGUGCACGAAAUCUAAUAUUAAGGAAGUCUCUAGGUUUUGCUCUCCUGAGGUAGAGUAUCUCAUGGAAAGCUGUAGACCACACUAUUUACCAAGAGUUUUCAUCUAUAUUUUUCGUUGCUGUCUAUUUACCACCACAAACCGAUGCUGGCACUAAGACUGCAUUCAAUGAGCUGUAUAAGGUCAUAAGCAAACAGGAAAACGCUGAUCCAGAGGCAGCGCUCCUAGUGGCCGGGGACUUUAAUGCAGGGAAACUUAAAUCUGUUCUACCUAAUUUCUACCAGCAUGUUAAAUGUGCAACCAGAGGAAAAAAAACUCUAGACCACCUUUACUCCACACACAGAGACGCGUACAAAGCUCUCCCUCGCCCUCCAUUUGGCAAAUCUGACCAUAAUUUUAUCCUCCUGAUUCCUGCUUAUAAGCAAAAACUAAAGCAGGAAGCACCAGUGACUCGGUUAAUAAGGAAGUGGUCAGAUGAAGCAGAUGCUAAGCUACAGGACUGUUUUGCUAGCACAGACUGGAAUAUGUUCCGGGAUUCUUCCGAUGGCAUUGAGGAGUAUACCACCUCAGUCCCUGGCUUCAUCAAUAAGUGCAUCGAUGACGUCGUCCCCACAGUGACCAUACGUACAGUACCAGUCAAAAGUUUGGACACACCUACUCAUUCAAGGGUUUUUCACAUUGUAGAAUAAUAUUGAAGACAUCAAAACUAUGAAAUAACACAUAUGGAAUCAUGUAGUAACCAAAAAAGUGUUAAACAAAUACAAAUAUAUUUUGUAUUUGAGAUUCUUCAAAUUGCCACCCUUUGCCUUGAUGACAGCUUUGCACACUCUUGGCAUUCUCUCAACCUGCUUCACCUGGAAUGCUUUUCCAACAGUCUUGAAGGAGUUCCCACAUGUGCUGAGCACUUGUUGGCUGCUUUUCCUUCACUCUGCGGUCUGACUCAUCCCAAACCAUCUCAAUAGGGUUGAGGUCAGGGGAUUGUGGAGGCCAGGUCAUCUGAUGCAGCACUCCAUCACUCUCUUUCUUGGUAAAAUAGCCCUUACACAGCCUGUAGGUGUGUUGGGUCAUUGUCCUGUUGAAAAACAAAUGAUAGUCCACUAAGCCCAAACCAGAUGGGAUGGCGUAUCGCUGUGGUAGCCAUGCUGGUUAAGUGUGCCUUGAACUCUAAAUAAAUCACAGACAGUGUCACCAGCAAAGCAUCCCCACACCAUAACACCACCUCCUCCAUGCUUUACGGUGGGAAAUACACAUGCGGAUAUCAUCCGUUCACCCACACCGCGUCUCACAAAGACACGGCGGUUGGAACCAAAAAUCGCAAAUUUGGACUCCAGACCAAACUACAAAUUUCCACCAGUCUGAUGUCCAUUGCUCGUGUUUUUUGGCCCAAGCAGGCCUCUUCUUCUUGUUGGUGUCCUUUAGUAGUGGUUUCUUUGCAGCAAUUUGACCAUGAAGGCCUGAUUCACACAGUCCCCUCUGAACAGUUGAUGUUGAGAUGUGUCUGUUACUUGAACUCUGUGAAGCAUUUAUUUGGGCUGCAAUUUCUGAGGCUGGUAACUCUAAUGAACUUAUCCUCUGCAGCAGAGGUAACUCUGGGACUUCCAUUCCUGUCGUGGUCCUCAUGAGAGCCAGUUUCAUCAUAGCGCUUGAUGGUUUUGCAACUGCACUUGAAGAAACGUUCAAUGUUCUUGAAAUGUCCCGUAUUGACUGACCUUCAUGUCUUAAAGUAAUGAUGGACUAUCAUUUCUCUUUGCUUAUUUGAGGUGUUCUUGCCAAAUAGGUAUAUCUUCUACCUUGUCACAAAACAACUGAUUGGCUCAAACGCAUUAAGAAGGAAAGAAAAUCCACAAAUUAACUUUUAAGAAGGCACACCUGUUAAUUGAAAUGCAUUUUAGGUGACUACCUCAUGCAGCUGGUUGAGAGAAUGCCAAGAGUGUGCAAAGCUGUCAUCAAGGCAAAGAGUGGCUAUUUGAAGAAUCUCAAAUACAAAAUAUAUUUGUAUUUGUUUAACACUUUUUUGGUUACUACAUGAUUUCAUAUGUUAUUUCAUAGGUUUGAUGUCUUCACUAUUAUUCUACAAUGUAGAAAAUAGUAAAAAUAAAGAAAAACCCUGGAAUGAGUAGGUGUAUCCAAACUUUUGACUGGCACUGUACAUAAAACAAACAGAAGCCAUGGAUUACAGGCAACAUCUGCACUGAGCUAAAGGAUAGAGCUGCCGCUUUCAAGGAGCGGGACUGUAACCCGGACGCUUAUAAGAAAUCCCGCUAUGCCCUCCGACGAACCAUCAAACAGGCAAAGAGUCAAUACAGGACUAAGAUUUAAUCGUACUACACCAGCUCCGACGGUCGUCGGAUGUGGCAGGGCUUGCAAACUAUUACAGACUACAAAGGGAAGCACAGCCGCGAGCUCCCCAGUGACACGAGACUACCAGACAAGCUACAUUUCUUCUAUGCGCGCUUCGAAGGCAAGCAACACUGAAGCAUGCAUGAGAGCAUCAGCUGUUCUGGAUGACUGUGAUCACGCUCUCCGUAGCCGACGUGAGUAAGAAUUUUAAGCAGGUCAACAUUCACAAGGCCGCAGGGCCAGACGGAUUACCAGGACGCGUACUCCGAGCAUGCGCUGACCGACUGGCAAGUGUCUUCACUGACAUUUUCAACAUGUCCCUGACUGAGUCUAAUACCAACAUGUUUCAAGCAGACCACCAUAGUCCCUGUGCCCAAUUUACACUAAGAUAACCUGCCUAAAUGACUACCGACCCGUAGCACUCACGUCUGUAGCCAUGAAGUGCUUUGAAAGGCUGGUCAUGGCUCACGUCAACGCCCAUUAUCCCAGAAACCCUAGACCCACUCCAAUUUGCAUACCGCCCCAACAGAUCCACAGAUGAUGCAAUCUCUAUUGCACUCCACACUGCCCUUUCCCACCUGGACAAGAGGAACACCUACGUGAGAAUGCUAUUCAUUGACUACAGCUCAGCAUUCAACACCAUAGUGCCCUCAAAGCUCAUCACUAAGCUAAGGACCUUGGGACUAAACACCUCCUUCUGCAACUGGAUCCUGGGCUUCCUGACUGGCCGCCCCCAGGUGGUAAGGGUAGGUAACAACACAUCUGCCACGCUGAUCCUCAACACAGGGGCCCCUCAGGGGUGUGUGCUCAGUCCCCUCCUGUACUCCCUGUUCACCAAUUAACUGCAUGGCCAGGCACGACUCCAACACCAUCAUUAAGUUUGCCGAUGACACAACGAUGAGACAGCCUAAAGGGAGGAGGUCAGAGACCUGGCCGUGUGGUGCCAGGACAACAACCUGUCCCUCAACGUGAUCAAGACAAAGGAGAUGAUUGUGGACUACAGGAAAAAGAAGAGGACCGAGCACGCCCCCACACUCAUCGACGGGGCUGUAGUGGAGCAGGUUGAGAGCUUCAAGUUCCUUGGUGUCCACAUCACCAACAAACUAACAUUGUCCAAGCAUACCAAGACAGUUGUGAAGAGGGCACAACAAAACCUAUUCCCCCUAAGGAGACUGAAAAGAUUUGGCAUGGGUCCUCAGAUCCUCAAAACGUUCUACAGCUGCACCAUCGAGAGCAUCCUGACUGGUUGCAUCACUGCCUGGUAUGGGAACUGCUCGGCCUCCGACCGCAAGGCACUACAGAGGGUAGUGCGUACGGCCCAGUACAUCACUGGGGCCAAGCUUCCUGCCAUCCAGGACCUCUAUACCAGGCAGUGUCAGAGGAAGGCCCUAAAAAUUGUCUCCAGCCACCCUAGUCAUAGACUGUUCUCUCUGCUACAGCACGGCAAGCGGUACCGGAGCGCCAAGUCUAGGUCCAAGAGGCUUCUAAACAGCUUCUACCCCCAAGCCAUAAGACUCCUGAACAUCUAAUCAAACGAUCCCGCAGGUGAAGAAGGCGGAUAUGGAGGUCCUGGGCUGGCGUGGUUGUGAGGCCGGUUGGACGUACUGCCAAAUUCUCUAAAACGACGUUGGAGGCAGCUUAUGGUAGAAAAAUGAACAUUCAAUUCUCUGGCAACAGCUCUGGUGGAUAUUCCUUCAGUCAGCAUGCCAAUUGCACGCUCCCUCAACUUGAGACAUCUGUGGCAUUGUGUUGUGUGACAAAACUGCACAUUUUAGAGUGGCUUUCUAUUGUCCCCAGCACAAGGUGCACCUUUGUAAUGAUCAUGCUGUUUAUUCAUCUUCUUGAUAUGCCACACGUCAGGUGGAUGGAUUAUCUUGGCAAAGGAGAAUGCUCACUAACAGGGAUGUAAACAAAUUUGUUCACAACAUUUUUGAUAUUGAUAUGAUAUUUUUGCUGAGUGUAUAUAUUAUGUUUUUUUUUUUAAAACAAAUCGAUACUUGGAGUCAAAGUUUCGCUGUAAUAUCACGAUUAUGUAACAAUGUCCCCCCCCCACCUCACUAUUAGAUAUGUGGUUUUAAAUAUGACCAACUGAAUUCCUCACUGUUGGGAUAAUAAAGUGAACUUGAUUUGCUGAGAGACUGAUGGUGAGCUGGUUUGUUGUCCUAGGCGGUCGGUAAUCGAGACGAGCCGGUCACUCAAGGAACUGUUCCAUGAGGCUAGAGAGAGGGCGUCCAAAGCUCUGGGCUUUGCCAAAAUGCUCCGUAAGGUGACUGCAGUUUUUGUUUUUCCCCAUCUUCCUCCUGCUAAGUUUUACUUGGCAAAUGCAUAUAUGUAUGUUUUGUAUUGUGUACGUAACUAAAUGUAUGCUGCUUUUUUGGUUAGGGUUCACUUGAAAAAGAGAUGUCAAUCUCAAUGUGACUUCCCAGGUUAAGAAUAGGAAGUAUAAAAAUAAAAUAAUUGGGUGUUUUGAGUGCUCUGACUUUCUCUCUAUGCCUCUCUCUCGCUCUCUCUCCCCCUCUCUCCCCCUCCCCCUCCCACUACAGGACCUGGAGAUUGCGGCAGACUUCAGCAUUACCAGCGGGGUACCAUGCCUCCUGGAGGCCCUCAAGGAGAGAAACUAUGUCAAGGUACCUCAAAUGACACCUUUCGUUCCUUUCCACCCUCUGUGCUAUUCACUCUGUGUUCUACAGAGGGUCUGGGUCAAUUCCAUUUCAGGAAGUUUCUAUUCAGGAACUAAACUGAAAUUACAAUAUUCAUCAUUGCUUUUUCAAUGAAAUGGCCAUUUCAGUUUACUUCCUGAAUGUCCCUUCCACUUUGAAGGAUGACAAUGCUAACCUGUUUGUCUGCAGGUCCAGAUCCCAGGGCUGGAGGAGCUGGAGGUGUUUGUCCCCUGUUCCCUGAUGGACCAGCGGGCCCUCAUCCUGCAGCUUCUUAACGCUGCAGCUGGUAAGGACUGCAGUAAAGAGCCCGACGAGAUGAUGGCAGAGGACGAGGCCUACCUGCUGAUGAGCAAGCACGGCGCAGGGGACUCGCCUGGCGAGGCAGGCCAGGCUGCGGUGCAGUGGCAGUGGGACGGGGAGCUGGUCAAACUGGUACCUCAGAUGGAGACUGUGGACACGCUACGGGCCAUGAAGGUCGGUUGGUGGGAAUUCUGGGAACAGGAUUUAUUAAUCAAUGUGCAGUAUAGCCAUGACAAGGUGUGUGAUCUUGAGAAGAGUCCCAUCUCCCAUUCUGAAGUAGAUUAUUAAGCCUGGUUGCAAUGGGAACCUAUGUAUAACAUAGUAUGCAGCUGCUUUCCACAAACAAACAUUGUACCGACAGAUGUAAGAGAAGAGAGACUGCUGACUUGGCUGUUAGACUGGACUAUGACUCAUCCUCAAGGACUUGACUCUGACUCCUUUAGACUUGACUCUACACACUCAUCCUCAAGGACUUGAGACUUGACUCUGACUUGCCUAAAGUGAUGCAGCCGGCCCACCUGGUGGCCCAAAGGAAUUAAUACAUAAUUGAUUGUUUUCUUAAUAAAUUGAUCAGGUGGAGAACCUGCUCCUGAUAGUGAUGCAGUCGGCCCACCUGGUGUCCCAGCGUAAGACCUUCCAGCAGAGCAUGGACGAGCUGCUUACCCUCCACAGGGAACAAACUUCCAGCCAGCCCCUCAUCGCCCGCGCCCUGGAGCAUCUCAAGGUACCAUCCGCUGGAUUUAUUUACCUUGAUCAUAUACUGCUUUUAGUUUCCCUGUUGUAAAAAAAGAUCCACUAUUAAGCCCAAGUUUGAGCUGCAAUUGGGAAAGUUCACAAAUUACUUUGCCAAAUGUCAUGUUCAUACUGCAGUGAGAGCUGUGAAACCAAAAGUCAUGCCCAUAACUGUUGUCUCUUAUUCUUCCUCACAUUGGAGGCCCUGUUUUCAAAAGCUGUUAGCUUCCUCUGUCCUCGAUUAGACUUUUCCUGUGUGUUUGAAGCAGACCUCAUAAAGUGAUUUAUUUUUCCUUUUAGUUAGAGAGGGAGUCAGAGACACACAGACACUCUCAUUAUUUCUGUCUUUCUCUCUUUCCACCCACCUCUUCCCUCUUCUCCCCCCACAGAACGAAGCCUUACAACUGUGUAUAAAGAUCAACACAGCCAUUGACCGGGUGGAGUACAUGUUCACGUCAGAGUUUGAGGUGGAGGUGGAGGAGUCGGAGUCGGCCACGCUACAGCAGUACUACAGAGAAGCCAUGAUACAGGGAUACAACUUCGCCUUCGAGGUUAUAUUAUAAUAUAUAAUAAUAUGAAGGUUGGGUUGAUGAGGGUGGGUGUAUGAUAAGCAGUGUUGUAGUACAGUCUAGCUAAUAUCGCACCACUUUUAGCUGCUGCGCUACCAGUGUUGUAGUACUCGAGACCGGACUCGCCCACAUAUUGAGUGUCUCAGUCUUGUCUCGGUGUCGGAUACAUUUGUACUCGGUCUUGAUUCGGUCUCGGACAGUGAGGACUUGUAAUUUCUUCCCAAGACCAGCGGAGUAAAAAAAAACCUCAUUGUCAGCUUCCAUUCAGUCAGCGCAUAACCGCUUUGCCAGGCCAAAUAUUCUUGAAACAUUAAUACAGUAUCUUAACAGCCUUUAUAUCUAUUAUAGACAUGUUUGUGUAGUGGCGAACCUAUAGGCCUUCGGUGUGUGACAGGUUUGUGAUUCUAAAUAGACAGAAACCGUAAUACCAGCACACUCAUGUAGGAGAGUGCACUUUUUGUAAAACACAAAGGGCCAGUGGUGUAGUGAUGGCUAUAUGCAGGUAUCUGCCCUGUACCUACAUUUCUUUCAGUGGGCAUUGCUUAUACUCAAUUCUUAAUCCCUACUGAUGUGUAUCAAAGUAGUGGAGGUAUACAACUUAUCAAUUAUGUAGUACAAUAGAGAAAUCAUGCACAAAGUUGCCUACACAAUCGCAAAGCACGUGAAAUAUAUUCAUUUUUUUUCUUCUUUUUUUUAUCAGAAUUAUAAUUAUGAUAUUAAAAUAAUUAUUAUUUUAUAAACCCUUACCCCUUCUCUGAAGGCGGACAAGGCCCAUUGUUCCCCACUGUGUUUGGGUUAGUAAUCAUUUUUAGAGUGGCUCUAUUUCUCUCAGCAUGCAUUCUUUCACUAUUUUGAAUGUCUAAAGAAUCUGAAAUAUGAACACAGAAAUACUGGACAUUUUGAACUCUUAUUAUGGUGGUGAUUUGAAAAUUACAAUCAUGGUCUUGAAAUGGACUCACAUUUUUCUGGUCUCGAAUCCCUUAUCUCGAAUAUGAGUGUUAUAGUUGGAAACACUACCUCAGUACUCAGGGGUGGGCUAAUAAUGAGUUUUAUAGUUGGAAACACUACCUCAGUACUCAGGGGUGGGCUAAUAAUGAGUGUUAUAGUUGGAAACACUACCUCAGUACUCAGGGGUGGGCUAAUAAUGAGUGUUAUAGUUGGAAUACUACCUCAGUACUACAGAGAAGCCAUUUUACAGGGAUACAACUUUGGCUUCGGUGGUGGAGGGUAGCAGUGGGCUAACUGGCGAUAUUACUUAUAUUAGAGUCGGCAACCAGGGGCUGCUGGUGGCAACAUGAGGGUGGGUUACUUUAGGUCAGAGUCUUUAGAAUCUUCCUGAGUAUUUCCUCAAUACCCCUAGUGUGGAAUGUAAACUGUGUAUGGGAAUGAUUGUAAAGCUGUCUGUCUUUCCACACAGUGUUGCAACUAAUUAAAAUGUUCUGCUCAAUGCCUUGGAGGGUUGUGUUAGUACAGUGAUGAGCUGUAGAGAUGUGGAGCUGUGGAGCUGUAGAGAUGUGGAGCUGUAGAGAUGUGGAGCUGGAGAGAUGUGGAGCUGGAGAGAUGUGGAGCUGUAGAGUGAUGAGCUGUUAGAUGAAGGUAAUUGUCAACAGAUCUAUUUGGGUCUGGUUGGACAAUUGUUAUCUUUCUGAGGAAGGCUGACACGGAAACACUGCAUAGUUUUUAACAAUAUGUUCUAUUGAACAUGCCACAGAAAUAAAGACAUUUGGAUAAUAGCAAGAUUGGCUUGGUCCUCGUGUUUUUGUCUGACCAGUCUAACACCUAAACCAGUCUAACCCCUAAAUCAAUCAAAUCAAUCAAAUGUAUUUAUAAAGCCCUUUUUACAUCAGCAGAUGUCACAAGGUGCUGUACAGAAACCCAGCCUAAAACCCCAAACAGCAAGCAAUGCAGAUAUAGAAGCACGGUGGCUAGGGAAAACUCCCUAGAAAGGCAGGAACCUAGAAAGAAACCCAGAGAGGAACCAGGCUCUGAGGGGUGGCCAGUCCUCUUCUGGCUGUGCCGGGUGGAGAUUAUAAGAGUACAUGGCCAUUUAAGGCCAGAUUGUUCUUCCAAGAUGUUCAAACGUUCAUAGAUGACCAGAACGGUCAAAUAAUAAUCAGUGGUUGUACAGGUCAGUACCUCAGGAGUAAAUGUCAGUUGGCUUUUCAUAGCCGAGCAUUCAGAGGUCGAGACAGCAGGUGCGGUAGAGAGAGAGAGUCAAAAACAGCAGGUCCGAGAGCAAGGUAGCACGUCUGGUGAACAGGUCAGGGUUCCCUAGCCGCAGGCAGAACAGUUGAAACUGGAUCAGCAGCACGACCAGGUGGACUGGGGACAGCCAGGAGUCAUCAGGCCAGAUAGUCCAGAGGCAUGAUCCUAGGGCUCAGGUCCUCCAGGAGGGGAGGGAGAGAGAGAGUUUUAGAGGGAGCAUACUUAAAUUCACACAGGACACCAGAUAAGACAGGAGAAUUACACCAGAUAUAACAGACUGAACCUAGCCCCCCAGCACAUAGACUAUUGCAGCAUAGAUACUGGAGACUGAGACAGGGGUGGGUCAGGGGACACUGUGGCCCCGUCCGGGGCCAACCAGGCAGGAUAUAACCCCACCCACUUUGCCAAAGCACAGCCCCCACACCACUAGAGGGAUAUCAACAGACCACCAACCUACUACCCUGAGACAAGGCUGAGUAUAGCCCACGAAGAUCUCCUCCACCACAUGAGCCCGAGAGGGCGCAAAACCGGACAGGAAGAUCACGUCUGUGACUCAACCCACUCAAGUGACGCACCCCUCCUCGGGACAGAAUGGAAGAGCACUAGUAAGCCAGUGACUCAGCCCCCGUAAUAGGGUCAGAGGCAGAGAAUCCCAGUGGAGAGAGGGGAACCGGCCAGGCAGAGACAGCAAGGGCGGUUCGUCGCUCCAGUGCCUUGCGGUUCACCUUCGUACCCCUGGGCCAGACUACACACAAUCAUAGGACCUACUGAAGAGAUUAGUGUUCAGUAAAGACUUAAAGGUUGAGUCUGCGUCUCUCAAAUGGAUAGGCAGACCAUUCCCCCCAAAUUAAGCUCUAUAGGAGAAAGUCCUGCCUCUAGCUGUUUGCUUAGAAAUUCUAGGGACAAUGAGGCCUGCGUCUUGUGACCGUAGCAUACGUGUAGGUAUGUACAGCAGGACCAAAUCGGAGAGAUAGGUAGGAGCAAGCCCAUGUAAUGCUUUGUAGGUUAGCAGUAAAACCUUAAAUCAGCCCUAGCCUUAACAGGAAGUAGAGAGGCUAGCACUUGAGUAAUAUGGUCCAAUUAUUUGGUUCUAGUCAGGAUUCUAGCAGCCGUGUUUAGCACUAACUGAAGUUUAUUUUGUGCUUUAUCCGGGUAGCCGGAGAGUAGAGCAUUGCAGUAGUCUAAUCUAGAAGUGACAAAAGCAUGGGUUAGCUUUUCUGCAUCAUUUUUGGACAACAAGUUUCAGAUUUUUGCAUUGUUACGAAGAUGGAAAAAAGCUGUCCUUGAAAUAUUCUUGAUAUGUUCGUCAAAAGAGAUCAGGGUCCAGAGUAACGCAGAGGUCCUUCACAGUUUUAUUUGAGACGACUGUACAACCAUCAAUAUUAAUUGUCAGAUCCAACAGCAGAUCUUUGUUUCUUGGGUCCUAGAACUAGCAUCUCUGUUUUGUCCGAGUUUAAAAGUAAAACAUUUGCCGCCAUCCACUUCCUUAUGUCUGAAACACAGGCUUCCAGGGUAGGCAAUUUUGGGGCUUCACCAUGUUUCAUCGAAAUGUACAGCUGUCUGUCGUCCGCAUAGCUGUGAAAGUUGACAUUGUGUUUCCGAAUGACAUCACCAAGAGGUAGAAUAUAUAGUGAAAACAAUAGUGGUCCUAAAACGGAACCUUGAGGAUCACCGAAACGUACAAUUGAUGAACAGUUAUCUUUCCAAAAGAUAAUAUCUAAACCAGGCUUAGAUUAAGGUUUAUAUUAAGGUUUCCAAUCUCUCCAAAAUAAUGUGGUGAUCGAUGGUGUCAAAAGUAGCACUAAGGUCUAGGAGCACGAGGACAGAUGCAGAGCCUUGGUCUGACGCCAUUAAAAGGUCAUUUACCACCUUCACGAGUGCAGUCUCAGUGCUAUGAUGGGGUCUAAAACCAGACUGAAGCGUUUCGUAUACAAUAUUUUUUCUUCAGGAAGGCAGUGGGUUGCUGCGCAACAGCUUUUUCAAAAAUGUUUGAGAGGAAUGGGUGAUUUUUUUUGUUCGUUUUUUUGAUUUUCCAGGUCAAGGUUUGUGUUUUUCAAGAGAGGCUUUAUUACUGCCACUUUUAGUGAGUUUGGUACUCAUCCGGUGAAUAGAGAGCCAUUUAUUAUGUUCAGCAUAGGAGGGCCAAGCACAGGAAGUAGCUCUUUCAGUAGUUUAGUUGGAAUAGGGUCCAGUAUGCAGCUUGAAGGUUUAGAGGCAAUGACUAUUUUCAUGAAUGUGUCAAGAGAUACAGGAUUAAAAAACUUGAGUGUCUCCAUUGAUCCUAGGUUCUGGCAGACUCAGGACAACUGAGGUUUGGAGAAAUACGCAGAUUCAAAGAGGAGUCCGUAAUUUGCUUUUCAUCGAAGAAGUUCAUGAAUUUAUCACUGCAGUAUCAAAUAUUCAUUUUGGAUUGUUCUUAUUCUCCUCAAUUAGGUUGGAAAAAUAGGAAGAUCGAGCAGCAGUGAGGGCUCUUCUAUAUUGCUCUGUACUUUCUUUCCAAGCUAGUCGGAAGACUUCCAGUUUGGUGGAGUGCCAUUUCCGUUACAAUUUUCUGGAAGCUUGCUUCAGGGCUCGGGAAUUUUCUGUAUACCAGGGAGCAAAUUCAUUUUGACAAAUGUUUUUUGUUUUUAGGGGUGCGACUGCAUCUAAGGUAUUACGCAAGGUUAAAUUUAGAUCCUCAGUUAGGUGGUUAACAUAUUUUUCUACUCCGACGUUCUUGGGUAGGUGGAGGGAGUCUGGAAGGGCCUCUAGGAAUCUUUGGGUUGUCCGAGAAUUUAUAGCACAGCUUUUUGAUGGUCCUUGGUUGGGGUCUGAGCAGAUUAUAUGUUGCGAUUGUAAACGUAAUAAAAUGGUGGUCCGAUAGUCCAGGAUUAUGAGAAAAAACAUUUAGUUCCACAAUAUUUAUUCCACGGGACAAAACUAGAUCCAGGAUAUGACUGUGGCAAUGAGUAGGUUCGGAGACAUGUUGGACAAAACCCACUGAGUCGAUGGUGGCUCCGAAAACCUUUUGGAGUGGGUCUGUGGAAUUUUCCAUGUGAAUAUUAAAGUCAUCAAAAAUUAUAAUAUCUGCCAUGACUACUAGGUCCGAUAGGAAUUCCGGGAACUCAGUGAGGAACUCUGUAUAUGGCCCAGGAGGACUGUAAACAGUAGCUAUAAAAAGUGAUUCAGUAGGCUGCAUAGAUUUCAUGACUAGAAGCUCAAAAGACAACACAGUCAUUAAAAAAAAAAAAUUUGUGUGUGAAUUGAAAUUUGCUGUCAUAAAUGUUAGCAACAUCUCCGCCUUUGCGGGAUGCACGGGGGAUAUGGUCACUAGUGUAACAGGACGAGAGGCAUAAUUUAACACAGUCAAUUCAUCAGGCUUGAGCCAUGUUUCAGUCAGGCCAAUCACAGCAAGAUGAUGAUAAAUGAUUCGUUCAUUAACUAUGACUGCCUUGGAAGUGAGGGAUCUAACAUUAAGUAACCCUAUUUUGAGAUGUGAGAUAUCACAAUCUCUUUCAAUAAUGACAGGAAUGGAGGAGGUCUUUAUUCCAGUGAGAUUGCUAUGGCGAACACCGCCAUGUUUUGUUUUGCUCAAUCUAGAUCGAGGCACAGACACGGUCUCAAUGGGGAUAGCUGAGCUGACUACACUGACUGUGCUAGUGGCAGACUCCACUAAGCUGUCAGGCUGGCUAACAGCCUGUUGCCUGGCCUGCACCCUGUCUCAUUGUGGAGCUAGAGGAGUUAGAGCCCUGUCUAUGUUGGUAGAUAAGAUGAGAGCACCCCUCCAUCUAGGAUGGAGUCUGUCACUCCUCAGCAGGCCAGGACAGAAAGAGGGCCAAUUAUCUUCAAAUUCUAUAUUUUGGGAGGGGCAGAAACAGUUUUCAACCAGCGAAUGAGUUGUGAGACUCUGCUGUAGAGCUCAUCACUCCCCCUAACUGGGAGGGGGCCAGAGACAAUUACUCGAUGCUGGCACAUCUUUCUAGCUGAUUUACACGCUGAAGCUAUGUUGCUCUUGGUGACCUCUGACUGUUUCAUCCUAACAUUGUUGGUGCCGACGUGGAUAACAAUAUCCUUAUACUCGCUGCACUCGCCAGUUUUUGCCUUAGCCAGCACCAUCUUCAGAUUAGUGGUCCUCUGUAGCUCAGCUGGUAGAGCACGGCGCUUGUAACGCUAAGGUAGUGGGUUCGAUCCCCGGGACCACCCAUACACAAAAAAAUUAAAAUAAAUGUAUGCACACAUGACUGUAAGUCGCUUUGGAUAAAAGCGUCUGCUAAAUGGCAUAUUAUUAUUAGUCCGGGGUGAAAAAGUUGAAUGAAAAAAGUCGAGGGAGGAAAAAACUAAGACGUUGGUAAAUGUAUUAAAAGUAAAAACUGAAAAGUUUGGCAGAUAGCCGAGUAGCAACAAACAGCACGGAGACAAGUCCGGAAGUUGAGGGCGGAGCAAUGAGGGCGGAACACAACGGCCUGACAGCACAAUGUCAACGUUUUUGAUCCAGAGGUGUACAGCAGUAGAGAGCUUUGCACACCUGGAUUGUACAAUGGAUAGGAUCCCAGUCUAACCCCUAAACCAAUUCGGAUAUUUUGCCCAAUUAUUGGCCAAAGAGCUGAUCUGAGUGUGCCUGUUUUAAAUGCAGCCUUAAGUUCCUCACAGUAUCACCACAAAGAAGAGUGCUGUGAGUCUGUUUGAUGUAGGGGUUAAACUGUUCCAGUGAAGUCCUUUUUGUUCUCCAUAGUACCACAAGGAGGUGGUGCGUCUGAUGUCGGGGGAGUUCCGUCAGCGGAUCGGGGAGCGCUACAUCUCUUUCGCCAGGAAGUGGAUGAACUACGUCCUCACUAAAUGUGAAAGUGGCCGGGGUACCAGGCCCCGCUGGGCCACUCAAGGCUUUGAUUUCCUCCAAGCCAUCGAACCUGCCUUCAUCUCUGCUUUACCAGAGGACGACUUCCUGGUAAAAUACUACUUCAUUGACUGAUUGAUUAAUUGACUACGCUAUUGAUGAAUUGAUUGGGUAUUUUGCAGAAUGGUAUUGUGAUUAUGUAAAUCCUUCCCUCUGCAGAAUUUGCAAGCUCUGAUGAACGAGUGCAUUGGUCAUGUGAUCGGGAAGCCUCACAGCCCAGUCAGUGGCCUGUACAUAGGUAAGACCCCAUGCUCCCCUGCACAAAUAUGUGGACCUGUGUGGCUCAGUUGGUAAGAGCAUGGUGCUAGCAAUGCCAAGGUUGUGAGUUCAAUUCCAUCAGGGAUCACAUGUGCAUAAUGAACAUGUCACUUUGGAUAAAAUAAAAUACACUUCUGUUAGCCCAAAGUGGCAAACCACUAGUGUGUAGAAACAGAACUGAAGUAGGGGCUGGAGUCAAAUAUCUUGGCCUUGUUGAGGAUGGCCCUUUCUCUCUCCUACACUCAGCCUCCAGGAACAGUCCUCGACCGGUCAAGGUCCCUCGUUGCCAUAGUGACCCCCCCAACCCCCAGCUGUUCAUCCCCAAUGCAGAGGGCUUCAGGUAGGUCAAAGGUCAUGCUUACAAUGAGGCACUAAGAACCUUUUACAGCCUAUUAUAAAAAUGUGUUUUUUCCUGCAUGUUCUCAUAUUCCUCAUGUUCUCUGCUCUUGUGCAGUAACUAAUGGGUUUUAAAUUGGGUGGUUGAGCUUGUAUUAACGCUUUUCUAUCGCUGUAUGAGUUAACACGUUCUCAUUUGUAACUGGUGACCUCAUGUGUAACUGUUGACCUCUUUGAAAGGAUGUUACUGCUUGUGACACACCAGCUCAUCUCCAAGGCACUCUCCAGAGUUCCUCAGUGUGUUUUUGUCACCAGCUCUAGGAGUCUCCCUUGCGACCUACGGACCCAGCUGUGUCUACCUACGGGCCCCCGCACAGUCCCCGCCCCUCAGGGCCCCACCUCCGGGGAACACGGUCCAACCAAAGCACCCGGAUCCACCCCAAAUGACGUCAGGUAGCCCCACCCCCCAAGUUCCAGUUCCUACCAGGGUUGUACUGUCAACCCAGAGCACCCCAGCCACAGGCUGAUAUCCCAUAUCCCACCCCUCCCAUCUGAACUUGUCAACUAGAGGUUCAGGUUUUAUUUCUGUAUUUAUUUCCCCUUAUUUUACCAGGUGGUUUACCCUACCCCCCUACCAUACUGUCUCUCAGUUUGGAGUGGAACCAGAGAGUAGCAUGUUCUGCAUGCUUAUCCAGAUGAAAAAAAUAUUUAAAAAAAUGGUUGUCACAUACUCCAGAUAGGUGCAGUGAAAUCUGUUGUUUUACAGGUCAGCCAUGGUAGUACGGAGCAAAUUAGGGUUAAGUGCCUUGCUCAAGGGCAUAGACAGAUUUUUCAGCUUGUCAGCUCGGGUAUUCGAAGCAGCGAUCUUUCGGUUACUGGCCCAGCGCUCUAACCGCUAUGUAUUUUCUUUGACAGUUUUGUAUCUGUUGCCGCUAACAGAAAUGUGCAUUUGAAAACACCACUUUAUAACAAUAUGAAAACUACAGUUUUAUAAGGGCUGUCUUUUAAAGGAAUAGUUCAGGUGUUACCCUGAAUGCUGUCAACGGAUAUGGAGAGACCUUAAUCCACGCUUUCAUUUUGUCCACCUAGCCAAUGUCCCACAACACACAUUUUCUCCAACACGUGGUUGUCAAUGGCGUGAGAGAUGGAAACACAACAACCUCAUCAGGAAGAGUGAAAUGCCAGAAUGCCAGAGUUACUCUGCUAUUAAUCCAUAUUAGUAGUGUGGCCUUGCUUUUAUUCUAAUCAUCUGAUGGAGCUUUCUUCUUGAUCGUUGGCUUGUUUGGUUUCUGGCCUUUGGAAAUGAAAGCAUGCGCUCUAGCUGAGCUGUUUAACUUCUGAACUUUGGUGGGAUGGGUAUAGAAAUGGAUUCUAGAUUCUUUCUUUUCAUUCUAUUUCUAAGGGUGUGGUGUAGGGAUUGAGAGGUAUAGAGUUAUUAUGUCACGUAUUUGUCAGGUUCCGCCAUCUCAAUAAUCACAAACCUCUGAAAGCUAGAGAGGAGUCUCUCUUUAUUAAGAAGACUAAGAUUUUCUUGACUGAUAUUGGUUGACCACAGGGCCCAGAUCUGUUUGUGCUGUCUCCUACGGUCAUUGUCAUGGCAUCACAAUAGCCAUAGGAGUUGGCAUUCUGAUAUCAUUUGUUGUUUUUUGUUGAUUUACAAACGAAAACGCAUAUCUAAGUUUAGCUUUUUUUAAUGAACCAGAAAAUCAACUGUUAUUUCUGGUUAUUUAUCAGUUAGCUGGCUAACUAAUUGAUCCUGCUUUUUAGUAUAUCCAUCUGGUGUCUGACAACUUGGGUAGAUUGUAGUUGAUUGUACGGUACCUGCCUCUCCCUGUGCAGAGGGACCAACCUCCAGGAGAACGACAAGCUGUGGUCUGUAGCGGCCGAGCUGCAGUUCAGGUCUCUGAGCCGACACUCCAGUCCCACUGAGAACAGGGAAGGUAUUAGACACUUCUAAUUGUUUGCAUUAUCCUGUUGAGUUGUUUAAGAUAUUGUCUUAAUGUAACUGUGCAUUCUGCAUAAUUCAGUCUUUUCGACUGUGAACAAGAAUGAAAUAAAAUGGAUCUCUAUCAGAAAGUAGGAGUAGUCACUUGACCUGUGUGUGUUUUUCUACCUUGACAUAGCUCCCAUCUUACUGCCUGUCUGUGUUCUCUCUCUCUCUCUCUCUCUCUCAUCAGAACCCUCCUAUCCUAAGGGAGGAGACCCCAGCAGCACAGCCAGGAGAAGCUGGGAGCUCCGCACCUUCAUCAGCCAAUCAAAAGGUGAGAAUGAGGGGGUAGAUGGGGGUUGAAAUCCUAGGUCUUAGGUGCAAUCUCUUGUUGUGCCCAUGAGCAAGGCACUUAACCUCUAAACUGCUCCAGAGUAGUGUGUAGAGUCAGUCUGUUGUAUGCCUUUCCAUUCCUCACCUUUACCGUUAGACAACUGAGAAAGUAUCCGGGUCUGUUUUCCAUUCCUCACCUUUACCGUUAGACAACUGAGCAAGUAUCCGGGUCUGUUUUCCAUUCCUCACCUUUACCGUUAGACGGGUCUGUUUUCCAUUCCUCACCUUUACCGUUAGACAACUGAGAAAGUAUCCGGGUCUGUUUUCCAUUCCUCACCUUUACCGUUAGACAACUGAGAAAGUAUCCGGGUCUGUUUUCCAUUCCUCAACUUUACCGUUAGACAACUGAGAAAGUAUCCGGGUCUGUUUUCCAUUCCUCACCUUUACAGUUAGACAACUGAGAAAGUAUCCGGGUCUGUUUUCCAUUCCUCUCCAUUCCUGACAGUCUGUCUUCUAUACCUCUUUGUCCUCAGACACGGCAGCCAGACAGAGCCCCAUGGAAGCUGUACGUCGCUCCAUAAAGUCCUUCGAGGACAAACGCUACGCAGUCAUGAAGCAAAGGAACAUAAUUGGCCAGGCGUGCCACACCCCCAAAUCCUACGACAACGUCAUGCACGUCGGCCUCCGCAAGGUCACCUUCAAGUGGCAGAGGGGCAACAAGAUAGGUAUGCACUGUACACCCUAUUCCCUUUAUAGUGCACUACUGUUGGUCAGAGCCUCAACUGAACUUGUGUUCCCCCAAAUGGUACCCAUCCUCUAUGAGGAUACGCUUUGAGGCCAUGGCCAACAGUUGUGCACAGUAAAGGGAAUAUUAUAUAAUGGCGCCGGAGGGGAUGGCUGCCGUUUUACAGGCUCCUAACCACCUGUGCUAUUUUGUUUGUAUCUUAUUUUGUACUUAAAGUUGCUGCUACCGUCUCUUAUGACCAAAAAUAGCUUCUGGACAGCAAUUACUCACCUUGAACUGGACUAAGAAUUUUUCUUUAAUUAGUCCGACGCAAAGGAUAUACUGCUUUCCAGAGACCAGGCACAAAUCCCCAUCAUUCCAGUGAAGAAAAGGCGGAGUUACAGAGGGAGAUGGUCAGGGUGCCUUGUGAGGAUUCGGAGGUGAUUGAGUAAAUCGCCACUACCAUCGGUUCUAUUGGCCAACGUGCAAUCACUGGAAAACAAACUCUAUGCUCUACAGUCGAGACUAUCCUACCAAAGGGACAUUAAAAACUGUAAUAUCUUAUGUUCCACCGAGUUGUGGCUGAACGACGACACGGAUAAUAUAGAGCUGGCUGGGUUUUCCGUGCGUCGGCAGGACAAAACCGCUACGUCUGGUAAGACGAGGGGCGGGGGUGUGUGUCUAUUUGUCAAUAACAGCUGGUGCGCGAUGUCUAAUAUUAAGGAAGUCUCGAGGUAUUGCUCUCCUGAGGUAGAGUAUCUCAUGAUAAGCUGUAGACCACACUAUCUACCAAGAGAGUUUUCAUCUAUAUUAUUCGUAGCUGUCUAUUUAUCACCACAAACUGAUGCUGGCACUAAGAUCGCACUCAACGAGCUGUACAAGGCCAUAAGCAAACAGGAAAAUGCUCAUCCAGAAGCAGCGCUCCUAGUGGCUGGGGACUUUAAUGCAGGCAAACUUACAUCUGUUUGACCUCAUUUCUACCAGCAUGUCACAUGUGCAACCAGAGGAGAAAAAAACUCUAGACCACCUUUACUCCACACACAGAGACGUAAUCUGACCAUAAUUAUAUUCUCCUGAUUCCUGCUUACAAGAAAAACUAAAGCAGGAAGUACCAGUGACUCGCUCAAUACGGAAGUGGUCAGAUGACGCGGAUGCUACGCUACAGGACUGUUUUUCUAGCACAGACUGGAAAUGUUCCGUGAUUCAUCCAAUGGCAUUGAGGAGUAUACCACCUCAGUCACCGGCUUCAUCAAUAAGUGCAUCGAUGACGUCAUCCCCACAGUGACCGUACGUACAUAUCCCAACCAGAAGCCAUGGAUUACAGGCAACAUCCGCACUGAGCUAAAGGCUAGCGCUGCCACUUUCAAGGAGCGGGACACUAAUCCGGACGCUUACAAGAAAUCCCGCUAUGCCUACAAAGGGAAAUCUAGCCGCGAGCUGUCCAGUGACGGGAGCCUACCAGACGAGCUAAAUGCCUUUUUAUGUUCGCUUCGAGGCUAGCAACACUGAAGUAUGCAUGAGAGCACCAGCUGUUCCGGACGACUGUGUGAUCCCGGACGACUGUGUGAUCACGCUCUCCGUAGCCGAUGUGAGCAAGACCUUUUAAACAGGUCAACAUUCACAAGGCCACGGGGCCAGACGGAUUACCAGGGCGUGUACUCAGAGCAUGCGCGGACCAACUGGCAAGUGUCUUCACUGACAUUUUUCAACCUCUCCCUGACCGAGUCUGUAAUACCUACAGUCAUGGUCAAAAGUUUUGAGAAUUACACAAAUACUAAUUUUCACAGUCUGCUGCCUCAGUUUUGAUGAUGGCAAUUUGCAUAUACUCCAGAAUGUCAUGAGUGAUCAGAUGAAUUGAAAUUAAUUGCAAAGUCCCUCUUUACCAUUAAAAUGAACUUAAUCCCAAAAAAACAUUUCCACUGCAUUUCAGCCCUGCCACAAAAGGACCAGCUGCCAUCAUGUCAGUGAUUCUCUCGUUAACACAGGUGAGAGUGUUGACGAGGACAAGGCUGGAGAUCACUCUGUCAUGCUGAUUGAGUUAGAAUAACAGACUGGAAGCUUUAAAAGGAGGGUGGUGCUUGAAAUCAUUGUUCUUCCUCUGUUAACCAUGGUUACCUGCAAGGAAACACGUGCCGUCAUCAUUGCUUUGCACAAAAAGGGCUUCACAGGCAAGGAUAUUGCUGCUAAUAAGAUUGCACCUAAAUCAACCAUUUAUCGGAUCAUCAAGAACUUCAAGGAGAGAGGUUAAAUUGUUGUGAAGAAGGCGUCAGGGCGCCCAAGAAAGUCCAGCAAGCACCAGGACCGUAUCCUAAAGUUUAUUCAGCUGCGGGAUCGGGGCACCACCAGAGUGCUUCUGCACGCACAGUGAGGUGAAGACUUUUGGAGGAUGGCCUGUUGUCAAGAAGGGCAGCAAAGAAGCCAUUUCUCUCCAGGAAAAACAUCAAGGACAGACUGAUAUUCUGCAAAAGGUACAGGGAUUGGACUGCUGAGGACUGGGGUAAAGUCUGAUGAAUCCCCUUUCCGAUUGUUUGGGGCAUCCGGAAAACACCUUGUCCGGAGAAGACAAGGUGAGCGCUACCAUCAGUCCUGUGUCAUGCCAACAGUAAAGCAUCCUGAGACCAUUCAUGUCUGGGGUUGCUUCUCAGCCAAGGGAGUGGGCUCACUCACACUUUUGCCUAAGAACACAGCCAUGAAUAAAGAAUGGUACCAACACAUCCUCCGAGAGCAACUUCUCCCAACCAUCCAAGAACAGUUUGGUGACGACCAAUGCCUUUUCCAGCAUGAUGGAAAUUUGGUCCGGCAGUUGGGGAACCAACUGGUUGUCUGGGUGGUUGGUCCUUAUACCCUUGGGAAAUUUGAGACAAAAUAUCUAUAGGAAAGUAUUAUUAAUCAGACUUUUCAAAACUUUGGUAGUGCGUUCAUAUUCCUGCCUCCUGAAGCAUGCACACACGAUGUAAAUACAUGCAGGCGAUGCAUAGUAGCCCAGCUCGUGCAUGUUUACAUGGUUUUGUGCAUGCUUCAGGUGAUACCGGUUGUUUAUCGGGCAAGGGUGACCUGUACUGACAACUGGAAGUUAUCUCAUUGAUGCUUAUCCGUCCUUGAGACUUGGCUAUUUUAUGUUGUUCAGGACAGGAUAUUCGAUGUUUGUACGAGAUUGGAUCUGUCUGAGGUGGCAGGUAGCCUAGUGGUUAAGAGCGUUGGGCCAGUAACCAAAAGGUCACUGGUUCAAAUCCCCGAGCCAACUAGGUGUAAAAUCUGUUUGUGCUUAAUCCUAAUUGCUCUUACAUUUACAUUUUACAUUUUAGUCAUUUAGCAGACGCUCUUAUCCAGAGCGACUUACAGGAGCAAUUAGGGUUAAGUGCCUUGCUCAAGGGCACAUUUACGUCAUUUAGCAGACGCUCUUAUCCAGAGCGACUCACAAAUUGGUGCAUUUACCCUAUAGCCAGUGGGAUAACCACUUUACAAUUUUUGGGGGGGGUAGAAGGAUUACUUUAUCCUAUCCCAGGUAUUCUUUAAAGAGGUGGGGUUUCAAAUGUCUCCGGAAGGUGGUGAGCGACUCCGCUGUCCUGGCGUCGUGAGGGAGCUUGUUCCACCAUUGGGGUGCCAGAGCAGCGAACAGUUUUGACUGGGCUGAGCGGGAACUAUGCUUCCGCAGAGGAAGGGGAGCCAGCAGGCCAGAGGUGGAUGAACGCAAUGCCCUCGUUUGGGUGUAGGGACUGAUCAGAGCCCGAAGGUACGGAGGUGCCGUUCCCCUCACUGCUCCAUAGGCAAGCACCAUGGUCUUGUAACGGAUGCGAGCUUCAACUGGAAGCCAGUGGAGUGUGCGGAGGAGGGGGGGUGACGUGAGAGAACUUGGGAAGGUUGAACACCAGACGGGCUGCGGCAUUCUGGAUGAGUUGUAGGGGUUUAAUGGCACAGGCAGGGAGGCCAGCCAACAGCGAGUUGCAGUAAUCCAGACGGGAGAUGACAAGUGCCUGGAUUAGGACCUGUGCCGCUUCCUGUGUAAGGCAGGGUCGUACUCUCCGAAUGUUGUAGAGCAUGAACCUGCAGGAUCGGGUCACCGCCUUGAUGUUAGCGGAGAACGACAGGGUGUUGUCCAGGGUCACGCCAAGGCUCUUCGCACUCUGGGAGGAGGACACAACGGAGUUGUCAACCGUGAUGGCGAGAUCAUGGAACGGGCAGUCCUUCCCCGGGAGGAAGAGCAGCUCCGUCUUGCCAGGGUUCAGCUUGAGGUGGUGAUCCGUCAUCCAUACUGAUAUGUCUGCCAGACAUGCAGAGAUGCGAUUCGCCACCUGGUUAUUAGAAGGGGGAAAGGAGAAGAUUAGUUGUGUAUCGUCAGCGUAGCAAUGAUAGGAGAGGCCAUGUGAGGAUAUGACAGAGCCAAGUGACUUGGUGUAUAGGGAGAAUAGGAGAGGGCCUAGAACUGAGCCCUGGGGGACACCAGUGGUGAGAGCACGUGGUGCGGAGACAGCUUCUCGCCACGCCACUUGGUAGGAGCGACCGGUCAGGUAGGACGCAAUCCAGGAGUGAGCCGCGCCGGAGAUGCCCAGCUCGGAGAGGGUGGAGAGGAGGAUCUGAUGGUUCACAGUAUCAAAGGCAGCAGACAGGUCUAGAAGGACAAGAGCAGAGGAGAGAGAGUUAGCUUUAGCAGUGCGGAGAGCCUCCGUGACACAGAAGAGCAGUCUCAGUUGAAUGACCAGUCCUGAAACCUGACUGGUUUGGAUCAAGAAGGUCAUUCUGAGAGAGAUAGCAAGAGAGUUGGCUAAAGACGGCACGCUCAAUAGUUUUGGAAAGAAAAGAAAGAAGGGAUACUGGUCUGUAGUUGUUGACAUCAGUGGGAUCGAGUGUUGGUUUUUUGAGAAGGGGUGCAACUCUCGCUCUCUUGAAGACGAAAGGGACAUGGCCAGCGGUCAAGGAUGAGUUGAUCAGCGAGGUGAGGUAGGGGAGAAGGUCACCGGAGAUGGUCUGGAGAAGAGAGGAGGGGAUGGGGUCAAGCGGGCAGGUUGUUGGGCGGCCUGCAGUCACAAGUCGCAGGAUUUUAUCUGGAGAGAGAGGGGAGAAAGAAGUCAGAGCAUAGGGUAGGGCAGUGUGAGUAGGACCAGCAGUGUCAUUAGACUUAACAAACGAGGAUCGGAUGUCGUCAACCUUCUUUUCAAAGUGGUUGACGAAGUCAUCCACACAGAGAGAGAGGGGGGGGGGGGGGGGGGGGGGGAGGAUUCAGCAGGGAGGGAAAUGUGGCAAAGCGCUUCCUAGGGUUAGAGGCAGAUGCUUGGAAUUUAGAGUGGUAGAAAGUGGCCUUAGCAGCAGAAACAGAUGAAGAAAAUGUAGAGAGGAGGGAGUGAAAAGAUGCCAGGUCGGCAGGGAGUUUAGUUUUCUUCCAUUUCCGCUCCGCUGCCCGGAGCUCUGUUCUGUGAGCUCGCAAUGAGUCAUCAAGCCACGGAGCUGGAGGGGAGGACCGAGCCGGCCGGGAGGAUAGGGGACACAGAGAGUCAAAGGAUGCAGAAAGGGAGGAGAGGAGGGUUGAGGAGGCAGAAUCAGGAGAUUGGAGGGAGAAGGAUUGAGCAGAGGGAAGAGAUGAUAGGAUGGAAGAGGAGAGAGUAGUGGGAGAGAGAGAGCGAAGGUUGCGGCGGCGCAUUACCAUCUGUGUAGGGGCAGAGUGAGUAGUGUUGGAGGAGAGCGAGAGAGAAAAGGAAACAAAGUAGUGGUCGGAGACAUGGAGGGGAGUUGCAGUGAGAUUAGUAGAAGAGCAGCAUCUAGUAAAGAUGAGGUCAAGCGUAUUGCCUGCCUUGUGAGUAGGGGGGGACGGUGAGAGGGUGAGGUCAAAAGAGGAGAGGAGUGGAAAGGAGGCGGCAGAGAGAAAUGAGUCAAAUGUGGACGUAGGGAGGUUGAAAUCCCCCAAAACUGUGAGGGGUGAGCCAUCCUCAGGAAAGGAACUUAUCAAGGCGUCAAGCUCAUUGAUGAACUCUCCAAGGGAACCUGGAGGGCGAUAGAUGACAAGGAUAUUAAGCUUAAAUGGGCUAGUGACUGUGACAGCAUGGAAUUCAAAUGAGGAGAUAGACAGAUGGGUUAGGGGAAAAAUUGAGAAUGUCCACUUGGGAGAGAUGAGGAUUCCUGUGCCACCACCCCUCUGACCAGAUGCUCUCGGGGUAUGCGAGAACACAUGGUCAGACGAGGAGAGAGCAGUAGGAGUAGCAGUGUUUUCAGUGGUAAUCCAUGUUUCCGUCAGCGCCAGGAAGUCGAGGGACUGGAGGUUAGCAUAGGCUGGGAUGAAGUCAGCUUUGUUGGCAGCAGAACGGCAGUUCCAGAGGCUGCCUGAGACCUGGAACUCCAGGUGUGGGGUGCGUGCAGGGACCACCAGGUUAGAGAGGCAGCAGCCACGCGGUGUGAGGCGUUUGUGUAGCCUGUGCAGAGAGGAGAGAACAGGGAUAGGCAGAGGCAUAGUUGACAGGCUGUAGCAAAUUGCUACAAUAAUGCAGAGGAGAUCGGAAUGAAAUGAACUAAACAUCUGGGAGAGGAGAGAGCAGGGCCUCCCUCACCAAAACUUCCACCUCAGAAACUAUAAUUGUUUCACUGAACCACCCGAACAAAAACUCUCCCAACUUCCACCUUCAGAAUUGUUGUGAACCACAGCGGUUCAAUGUUUCAAGGAAUAGACUCAACCCACUUUAUUCAGCUAGCUAACUAUGACACCAUAGCUAACUAGCAUGCUAGCAUCCAAUAACACACAGUUUAGCACCAACACUUGGUCACAACAAACCACCAAUAGUGUGUUAACACACUAAACAGAUAAUUCGUGUCCGUGUCUAGUUCCUUUCAUAACGCAGCAAUAAUUAAACGUUGGCUAGCUAGCACAAAUAUGUCAAUAAUCCCAUUGAGAACUUGUGGUCGAUCCUCAAGAGGCGGGUGGACAAACAAAAACCCACAAAUUCUGACACACUCCAAGCAUUGAUUAUGCAAGAAUGGGCUGCCAUCAGUCAGGAUGUGGCCCAGAAGUUAAUUGACAGCAUGCCAGGGCGGAUUGCAGAGGUCUUGAAAAAGAAGGGUCAACACUUUGACAGGCUGGUCAAAGUGCUUUGACAGGCUGGUCAUACCUCACAUCAACACCAUCAUCCCGGAAACACUACACCCACUCCAAUUCGCGUACCGCCCCAACAGAUCCACAGAUGACGCAAUCUCAAUCGCACUCCACACUGCCCUUUCCCAUCUUGACAAAAGGAACACCUACAGUGGCUUGCAAAAGUAUUCACCCCCCUUGGCAUUUUUCCUAUUUUGUUGCCUUACAACCUGGAAUUAAAAUAGAUUUUUUGGGGGGUUUGUAUUAUUUGAUUUACACAACAUGCCUACCACUUUAAAGAUGCAAAAUAUUUUUUGUGUGUGAAACAAACAAGAAAUAAGACAAAACAGAACUUGAGCGUGCAUAACUAUUCACCCCCCCCAAAGUCAAUAUUUUGUAGAGCCACCUUUUGCAGCAAUUACAGAUGCAAGUCUCUUGGGGUAUGUCUCUAUAAGCUUGGCACAUCUAGCCACUAGGAUUUUUGCCUAUUCUUCAAGGCAAAACUGCUCCAAUCUUUAAGUCAUACCACAGAUUCUCAAUUGGAUUGAGGUCUUGGCUUUGACUAGGCCAUUCCAAGACAUUUAAAUGUUUCCCCUUAAACCACUCGAGUGUUGCUUUAGCAGUAUGCUUAGGGUCAUUGUCCUGUUGGAAGGUGAACCUCCGUCCCAGUCUUAAAUCUAUGGAAGACUGAAACAGGUUUCCCUCAAGAAUUUCCCUAUAUUUUGCGCCAUCCAUCAUUCCUUCAAUUCUGACCAGUUUCCCAGUCCCUGCCGAUGGAAAAACAUCCCCACAGCAUGAUGCUGCCACCACCAUGCUUCACUGUGGGGAUGGUGUUCUCAGGGUGAUGAGAGGUGUUGGGUUUGCGCCAGAUGUAGCAUUUUCCUUGAUGGCCAAAAAGCUCAAUUUUAGUCUCAUCUGAGUCUCCCAGAUGCCUUUUGGCGAACACCAAACAUGUUUGCUUCUUUUUUUCUUUAAGCAAUGGCUUUUUUCUGGCCACUCUUCCGUAAAGCCGAGCUCUGUGGAGUGUGAUGCUUAAAGUGGUCCUAAUGGACAGAUACUCCAAUCUCCGCUGUGGAGCUUUGCAGCUCCUUCAGGGUUAUGUUUGGUCUCUUUGUUGCUUCUCUGAUUAAUGCCCUCCUUGCUUGGUCCGUGAGUUUUGGUGGGCGGCCCUCUCUUGGCAGGUUUGUUGUGGUGCCAUAUUCUUUCAAAUUGUUUAUAAUGGAUUUAAUGGUGCUCCGUGGGAUGUUCAAAGUUUCAGAUAUUUUUUUAUAACCCAACCCUGAUCUGUACUUCUCCACAACUUUGUCCCUGUCCUGUUUGGAAAGCUCCUUGGUCUUCAUGGUGCCGCUUGCUUGAUGCUGCCCCUUGCUUAGUGGUGUUGCAGACUCUGGGGCCUUUCAGAACAGGUGUAUAUAUACUGAGAUCAUGUGACAGAUCAUGUGACACUUAGAUUGCACACAGGUGGACUUUAUUUAACUAAUUAUUAGUGACUUCUGAAGGUAAUUGGUUACACCAGAUCUUAUUUAGGGGGUUCAUAGCAAAGGGGGUGAAUACAUAUGCACACACCACCUUUCGGUUAUUUUUAUUUAUUUUUUAAAAGUUUUUCACUUCACAAAUGUGGACUAUUUUGUGUAUGUCCAUUACAUGAAAUCCAAAUAAAAAUCAAUUUAAAUUACAGGUUAUAAUGCUACAAAAUAGGAAAAACGCCAAGGGGGAUGAAUACUUUUGCAAGGCACUGUAUGUGAGAAUGCUGUUCAUUGACUACAGCUCAGCGUUCAACACCAUAGUGCCCAAAAAGCUCAUCACUAAGCUAAGGACCCUGGGACUUAACACCUCCCUCUGCAACUGGAUCCUGGACUUCCUGACGGGCCUCCCCCAGGUGGUAAGGGUAGGUAACAACACAUCUGCCACACUGAUCCACAACACCGGGGCCCCUCAGGGGUGUGCGCUUAGUCCCCUCCUGUACUCCCUGUUCACCCACGACUGCGUGGCCAAGCACAACUCCAACACCAUCAUUACGUUUGCUGACGACACAACAGUGGUAGGCCUGAUCACCGACAACAAUGCGACAGCCAAUAGGGAGGAGGUCAGAGACCUCUCAGUGUGGUGCCAUCACAACAACCUCUCCCUCAAUGUGAGCAAGACAAAGGAGAUGAUCGUGGACUACAGGAAAAGGAGGGCCGAACAGGCCCCCAUUAACAUCGACGGGGCUGUAGUGGAGCGAGUCGAGAGUUUCAAGUUCCUUGUUGUCCACAUCACCAAUAAACUAUCAUGGUCCAAACACACCAAGACAGUCGUGAAGAGGGCACGACAACAGCUUUUCCCCCUCAGGAGACAUUUGGCAUGGGUCUCCAGAUCCUCAAAAAGUUCUACAGCUGCACCAUUGAGAGCAUCCUGACCGGUUGCAUCACUGCCUGGUAUGGCAACUGCUCGGCAUCCAACCAUAAGGCGCUACAGAGGGUAGUGCGUACAGCCCAAUACAUCACUGGGGCCAAGCUUCCUGCCAUCCAGAACUUAUAUACUAGGCGGUGUCAGAGGAAGACCCAAAAAAUGGUCAGACUCCAGUCACCCAAGUCAUAGACUGUUCUCUCUGCUACCUCACGGCAAGCGGUACCGGAGCGCCAAGUCUGGGUCCACAAGGCUCCUUGACAGCUUCUAUCUCCAAGCUAUAAGAUUGCUGAACAAUUAAUGAAAUGGCCACCCGGACUAUUUACAUUGACACCUUUGUUUUUACACUGCUGCUCUACUCUCUGUUUAUUAUCUAUGCAUAGUCACUUUACCCCUACCUACAUGUACAAAUUACCUCGACUAACCUGUACCCCCGCACAUUGACUCGGUACCCCCUGUAUAUAGCCUCGUUAUUUAUUUAUUUUACUUUAUUUUAUUUAGUAAAUAUUUUCUUAACUCUGUUUCUUGAACUGUAUUGUUGGUUAAGGGCUUGUAAGUAAGCAUUUCACGGUAAGCAUUUCACCUGUUGCAUUCAGCGCAUGUGACAAUUUUAUUUUUAUUUGAAUAGGUUAUCAUUUUAGAUUUUCCCCUAGUAUUGUUGUCUCAUUUGUCCAUGGUGUUUGAUCUGUUGUCUCCCUCUACAGGCGAGGGACAAUAUGGCAAGGUGUACACCUGCAUCAACGUGGACACGGGAGAACUCAUGGCUAUGAAAGAGGUAGGUAGCCAUGGCUUGACCAGGCUUUAUGAAGGAGGUAGGUAGCCAUGGCUUGACCAGGCUUUAUGAAGGAGGUAGGUAGCCAUGGCUUGACCAGGCUUUAUGAAGGAGGUAGGUAGCCAUGGCUUGACCAGGCUUUAUGAAGGAGGUAGGUAGCCAUGGCUUGACCAGGCUUUAUGAAGGAGGUAGGUAGCCAUGGCUUGACCAGGCUUUAUGAAGGAGGUAGGUAGCCAUGGCUUGACCAGGCUUUAUGAAGGAGGUAGGUAGCCAUGGCUUGACCAGGCUUUAUGAAGGAGGUAGGUAGCCAUGGCUUGACCAGGCUUUAUGAAGGAGGUAGGUAGCCAUGGCUUGACAGGCUUUUGUAGCCAAAGUGUUGUAAAUGUUGCUACAACAAUAUAGCACGGGAGCAGAAUGUUGGCUUUCCUUUUAUUAUGGAAGGAGAAGGCCCUGAAUUGAAAAAGGUGUUUAUGUUCAGUUUACUUCACUGCCAGUUAACGUCCAUUCCUAUCAACAGUUCCCCUACUAUUUUCCCAAAAUAAAUAUUGAUUUUCCAAAUCAGAUCCGGUUCCAGCCGAACGACCAUAAAACAAUAAAGGAGACGGCAGAUGAGCUGAAGAUCUUUGAGGGCAUCAAACACCCCAACCUGGUCCGCUACUUUGGUGUUGAGCUGCAUCGGGUAAGAGCAUGCAUGCAUGGGUUCCAAUGUUCUAGAAACUUUCCCUGGCGUUUCAGAAAUUCUAGUUGGGAGGUUCCCGUAAUCAAGAGGGAAUCCUCCAACUGGAAUUUCUGAAAAGCCAGGUAACUUUGGGAAAGUUUCAAAGUUAAUGUCAAACUCAAUUAAAGUCUGUGUAUGAAUGAGAUGAUACUAUGAAUGAAUGGACUAUAACAUCGGAUAGGAUGUAUGCAUUAACUGUUUACAUACCAAAUACAUAGUAUUUGUCUGUGUCCCUCCCUCUCUCUCCUCCCACCAGGAGGAGAUGUACAUCUUCAUGGAGUACUGUGAUGAGGGGACCCUGGAGGAGGUGUCCAGGCUGGGCCUACAGGAGCACGUCAUCAGGCUGUACAGCAAACAGAUCACCACGGCCAUCAACGUGCUCCACGAACACGGCAUCGUGCACCGGGACAUCAAGGGUCAGUUAGCAGUCAGCACCUCUCUUGGAGAGACGUCUCUUUCUUCACUGUUGGUCUCUUUGAUGUCUGUCAAGUCAAUGUCAGGGUUAUGCCGGCACCUUUAUAUGAAUCAGUUAAUCGGUUAUUGCAUUUUAGCUAUAGUGACAUUGGCUGGGGGUUUAUUCCAUAAAGAAAAGCUAUCAUAAUUCUGAGAUUUAGUUAUCAAACCUUCCUGUGGCUCCAGUAUCAUUGACACAGCAGGAGUCAUUGUUCUUAUGUCUCUAUGAGCCCACUGUCUCCCCCUCACUGCUCCUGCCUCUUCAUCCUUUCACUCUCACUGUUCCUCCUCUCUCUACCAUAGGAGCCAACAUCUUCCUGACGUCGUCAGGCCUGAUCAAGCUGGGGGACUUUGGCUGUUCUGUGAAGUUGAACAACGCCCAGACCAUGCCCGGAGAGGUUAACAGCACCAUGGGAACGGCAGGUGAGUGAGACACAUUAAUCCUUAUGUUAUACAAUGCCUUCAGAAAGUAUUCAUACACCUUGACUUAUUCCACAUUUUGUUGUUAGGGCCUGAAUUAAGCUCCCGAGUUGCGCAGCGGUCUAAGGAACUGCAUCGCAGUGCUAGAGGUAUUACUACAGAUCCGGGUUCGAUCCCGGGCUGUAUCACAACCGGCCGUGAUCGGGAGUCCCAUAGGGCGGCGCACAAUUGGCCCAGCGUUGUCCAGGUUAGGGGAGGGUUUGGCCGGGGGGGUUUUACAAGUAGACCGUCAUUGUAAAAAACUGAUUUGCCUAGUUAAAUUAUUUUGUAAAAAGCCCCCACCAGGGGUCACCAUUUCUCUAUAUGUGAGUUUACAAAAGCCUGGGUAAUUAGUUAUCAUAGUGAAACUGUGGCCAUCGGUGUGCUCCGUUGGCAUUGUUAUGCUGUAUCUCUGUUUAAUCUCUGUUUAAAUGUAUGUAUAUUGUAAUGUAUUUUGUCUGUAAUGUGUAGCUCAGUUGGUAGAGCAUGGCGGUUGCAACGCCAGGGUUGUGGGUUCGAUUCCCACGGGGGACUAGUAUGAAAAUGUAUGCACUCACUACUUUAAGUCGCUCUGGAUAAGAGUGUCUGCUAAAUGACUAAAAUGUUAUGUGUUGGACCCUUUGGUGUCGGCUGAUGGGGACCCUAAUGAAUCCAACAAAUCUAAUGAAAAUCUCCCUGCUGUCAGAAUUCAUACACUUAUCAAGAUCUAAGAAUAGAGAUAUCUCAUGUUUCAGGUCAUUGCUCAUUCAGUUGAGUUAACCUGCUCUUUCCCUACUCUCUUCAUCAGCAUAUAUGGCACCCGAGGUCAUUACGAGGGCAAAGGGCGAAGGUCACGGGCGAGCAGCUGACAUCUGGAGUUUGGGAUGUGUCCUCAUCGAGAUGGUGACUGGGAAGGUAAGAACUCACACUCACUCAGAAAUUUAACUACAAUGGUUCUCAUACAAUCCAUCUGGUUCCCCCUGGUUCUAGCAUUUCUACUGCUGCCGCUGCUACUACUACUACCUAACACUAGCUACUACUACUACCUAACACUAGCUACUACUACUACCUAACACUAGCUACUACUACUACUUAACACUAGCUACUACUACUACCUAACACUAGCUACUACUACUACCACCUAACACUAGCUACUACUACUACUACUACUGCUACUACUACUGCUGCUGCUACUACUGCUACUACUACUGCUGCUACUACUACUACUACUACUACUACUGCUACUACUACUACUACUACUACUACUACUACUACUGCUACUACUACUACUACUAC
This is a messenger RNA of Coregonus sp. 'balchen', 45840 nucleotides long. Lineage: Eukaryota; Metazoa; Chordata; Actinopteri; Salmoniformes; Salmonidae. The record is from the annotation of a GenBank genome assembly.